This is a messenger RNA of Coregonus sp. 'balchen', 80522 nucleotides long. The record is from the annotation of a GenBank genome assembly. Lineage: Eukaryota; Metazoa; Chordata; Actinopteri; Salmoniformes; Salmonidae.
AUGGCGUGCCGAGGCGUGGAUAUGUCGGCACUACCAAAAGAGGUCAGGGACCAAUUGGCGGAGUUGGAUUUGGAGCUGUCUGAAGGUAAGGGGCUUGGAGAGUGAAAAGAGAAAGAGUUAAAGAGUUAAAGAGUUGUUGUGUCCGGUAAAUGCUCCAAUGAGUGUGUCCCAGAUAAAAACAUCAACAAACACCCGUCCGGUGUCAGUGGUGAGAACUGCAGUCUAUACCCGGGCAGGCACGACUCGCUCGCGCUGCUCUGUUGCCCGCGAGGAUGAAAACACACUGACCUCCUUUUUUUAAAUUGUCAUUUGAUUAGCUGGUUAGUGUCAUCAAAAAGCUGUUGGUCUUUAUUAUUUUCGCCUGCAAUGUCAUGUCAUAUUGUUGUUGAGUAAUGAGAAUAUAUAGAGAGAUGACUUAUUGGAUGAGGCUUUUGAUGUGGCUACUGUAUUAACUGUAUGCUACAGUAUAUCCCGUGACUGGAUGUUUUUUUAAUAGGGCUAUUUGUUUAUUUAUUUAUAUUUGACAUAAUACUUACCAUCAGAAGUAACCCUAUAGCUCUCAACGUUAACACAAUCUUCCAAUUUGCUUUGCAGAGUCAGUGCAUUCUUCUCUAGUCGCUAGGAUAUAAACUGCCUUCAUGUUAAUUGCAAUAUCAAGGAGCCCAUACAGGUUUUCUUCCUGUCAUAGAAAUUAGGUCAAAGCUCUCUCCCUCUUCACAUGUCUGUUUCUGAAGUCAUGUGGGAAUGCAGCUUUUGCCUUGUUUUGAGAAAUGGCAAUGCUAAAAAGAAAAAGAAAUAAUAUGGUGUUAUGCAAGUCUCCUCCUUGGUGGGUUAAUCACAGUAUUGCUGGAUCUGUGCGGUGCUGUUCCAACGCGCCCGGUUCCAAGUUGCUGGUAAUAGGCUACACCAAUGGUCGGCAACCUUUUCCAUUUGGAGUGCCAAUUUAUCUUACCAUUUCUACCAAUCUGCGUGCCAGUUAUGAUUUUCAUAUGCACAUUUUUGUGGAACAGUUUAAUUUAAUUUCUUAUAGUAUUUUUAUCUAAAAAUCAUUGUCUGUGGUUAAUCUAAAUUAUAUCUAAAUCUAAAUGAAAAUUAUACAAAUCUUAAAGUAACUUUUAUUGCCAUUGUCAACUAUGUAAAAAUAUCCAACAUAAAGCCAACACAUAAAAACAUUGCAGCCUGCAGGCAGAAAAUAUCCUGAUAAAAAUAAAUAUCCUAUGAAUCACAUUGGCUAUGCGUGGCCUGUUUGCAAAGAACUUGAAACAUUAUAUCAACUAUCAACUGGUUCCCCAGAAACUCCUGCUGGCAAACUUAAAACAUUGGAGAAAAUAUUCUGGGCCCUCAGAGUUUCCCGUGCCAGUAAGCAUGGGACGGACACAGCUGUAGGCUAUUUGUGCAAGGGAUAAGAAGUAAUCAGGUUUUUUAUGACGUUUCCACUGGAUCUGAGCAUUACAUUUUUCUCUUUAAUUCCUAGUGGUUAUCGAAAGGAGAGAGCUUGAAAUAUUAUUCCAAUACUUUGAGGAACUAUUGUCAUUGUCAAUUGAUUCUAAAAACAGACUUUGUUUACUUACUGUUUGAGGUGAAAAAAAAUUACUUUGAGAAGCUCCACAGCUCAUUAGUGGUGGUGAGUUAAGACAAUCAGAAAUCUUAUCAGACAUCCCCAAAUGGGUACAUUUAUAGGCCUACAUUUAUGCACAGGCCAGGUAGACUAGUCCUACGUCUAUAUGCGUAAUCAGGUGCUCGUCCUUACUCAACAUUGACAGGAGCGUUUCAAACCAAAGACGAUUAAUAAAUUGACAAAACUUGUAAAUGGAAUGAAAUUAACAAAAACGUCUAUCUCACAAGUGUAGGAUAUGAUGUGAGUUCUGCAAAAGACAUGUCCACUCCGACAAUGAGAAUGGUAAAUUACUGUAAUAAUAAUAUAUUGAAUGCAUUAACAGAAAUUACGGUAACCGAACAAACAUUGGAGAUUAAAAAUAAUGGGAAUUAACAGUAAAUGUAGGCUACAAGUGGUUAUACAGUGGGGAAAAAAAGUAUUUAGUCAGCCACCAAUUGUGCAAGUUCUCCCACUUAAAAAGAUGAGACAGGCCUGUAAUUUUCAUCAUAGGUACACGUCAACUAUGACAGACAAAAUGAGAAAAAAAAAUCCAUAAAAUCACAUUGUAGGAUUUUUAAUGAAUUUAUUUGCAGAUUAUGGUGGAAAAUAAGUAUUUGGUCAAUAACAAAAGUUUCUCAAUACUUUGUUAUAUACCCUUUGUUGGCAAUGACACAGGUCAAAUGUUUUCUGUAAGUCUUCACAAGGUUUUCACACACUGUUGCUGGUAUUUUGGCCCAUUCCUCCAUGCAGAUCUCCUCUAGAGCAGUGAUGUUUUGGGGCUGUCGCUGGGCAACACAGACUUUCAACUCCCUCCAAAGAUUUUCUAUGGGGUUGAGAUCUGGAGACUGGCUAGGCCACUCCAGGACCUUGAAAUGCUUCUUACGAAGCCACUCCUUCGUUGCCCGGGCGGUGUGUUUGGGAUCAUUGUCAUGCUGAAAGACCCAGCCACGUUUCAUCUUCAAUGCCCUUGCUGAUGGAAGGAGGUUUUCACUCAAAAUCUCACGAUACAUGGCCCCAUUCAUUCUUUCCUUUACACGGAUCAGUCGUCCUGGUCCCUUUGCAGAAAAACAGCCCCACAGCAUGAUAUUUCCACCCCCAUGCUUCACAUUAGGUAUGGUGUUCUUUGGAUGCAACUCAGCAUUCUUUGUCCUCCAAACACGACGAGUUGAGUUUUUACCAAAAAGUUAUAUUUUGGUUUCAUCUGACCAUAUGACAUUCUCCCAAUCCUCUUCUGGAUCAUCCAAAUGCACUCUAGCAAACUUCAGACGGGCCUGGACAUGUACUGGCUUAAGCAGGGGGACACGUCUGGCACUGCAGGUUUGAGUCCCUGGCGGCGUAGUGUGUUACUGAUGGUAGGCUUUGUUACUUUGGUCCCAGCUCUCUGCAGGCCAUUCACUAGGUCCUCCCAUGUGGUUCUGGGAUUUUUGCUCACCGUUCUUGUGAUCAUUUUGACCCCACGGGGUGAGAUCUUGCGUGGAGCCCCAGAUCGAGGGAGAUUAUCAGUGGUCUUGUAUGUCUUCCAUUUCCUAAUAAUUGUUCCCACAGUUGAUUUCUUCAAACCAAGCUGCUUACCUAUUGCAGAUUCAGUCUUCCCAGCCUGGUGCAGGUCUACAAUUUUGUUUCUGGUGUCUUUUGACAGCUCUUUGGUCUUGGCCAUAGUGGAGUUUGGAGUGUGACUGUUUGAGGUUGUGGACAGGUGUCUUUUAUACUGAUAACAAGUUCAAACAGGUGCCAUUAAUACAGGUAACGAGUGGAGGACAGAGGAGCCUCUUAAAGAAGAUGUUACAGGUCUGUGAGAGCCAGAACUCUUGCUUGUUUGUAGGUGACCAAAUACUUAUUUUCCACCAUAAUUUGCAAAUAAAUUCAUAAAAAAUCCUACAAUGUGAUUUUUGGGAUUUUUUUUCCUCAAUUUGUCUGACAUAGUUGACGUGUACCUAUGAUGAAAAGUACAGGCCUCUCUCAUCUUUUUAAGUGGGAGAACUUGCACAAUUGGUGGCUGACUAAAUACUUUUCCCCCCCACUGUAUAUGUGAUGGGGAAUUGAUAGACACAGCAAACAAUGCACACAAUGAAGUUAGGAAACAAUGAAUAAAAAGGCGCGAGAGCGCAUUCUGGAGAGAGACGUGCCUUGUGCAUCUGAGCCACAAUCCUCCUAUUCUUGGACCAUGGCAUCCCCGCAGCCUCCUCAAUGGAUUAGUCCACUGAGACAGGUGCAAAUCAGAAAGGUGUCUUGUGUGCCAUUAAAAAAUAAUAUAUUUGCGACUACUCGACUAAAAAAAUCUAAUGUUUUCGUCACAGACCCCUUUUGUCAUACAGUAUUCCAUAUAAGGCACCGAGACCUUAUGAACGUUGCACAGUAUACCCUUAAUCUUGUAAUAAAUCAAAUCUAGUGAUGCAUAACUUGACAUUUCUGCCAUCCAUUGUGACAUUGUGGGAGGAUAACCAACCUUCCAAUUAAUGGCAAUGCAUUUCUUAGCCGCUAUAAAUGCUAGGUUACACAUUUUCUUCUGAUAACGGUUUCCAGUAUCAACAUUUCCAAGCAAACAAAAACAGGGAGAAGGGAGAAUCUGAAUCCAUUUAUCAUCAUCAAUAGUGUCUCCCAGGUCUUCUUCACAUUUUUGCUUGACAUGUUUUGUGUCAUCAGGAAAAGCCUCUAUCAACCCUUGAUACAGUUUGGAAAUCAACUUUAGAGGUUUGUCAGACUGCUUUAAAAUAGUUUCAAUCUUUGAAGCUUCUGGCUUGUCCAGUGUUUGCUGCACAGAGAGAAUAAAGUGUUGUAUCUGCAAAAGUUCGCCUCAGCGUCGUCACAGACUGGUCUUCACUGGUUACAUGACUGUGCUGAGGCCCCUGUCACCAUCUGAUCCUGCUCAGAUGAGGCAUGACAAAGAAUUACCUUGGUGUACAUUUAUUCAUUAUAUUAUCCAAUAAUAUAAUUAAUGGUUCAAUAAUUGAAAUGACCAUUAUUCACAGAUCCCAGACUAUCCAUCAACUCAAGAUGGAACUUUGUAUCCAUUCACUGAUUGUUAUCAUACACUGCAAAAUUCACCUGAGCUCCGUAGACUGGUCUUCCUUGGCUGUCUGACCCUGCUGGGACACCUGUCACCAUUUGAUCCUGCUUAGACAUGAUGAGCAUAGUGUUGUGUACUGACUGUGCACCAUGACAGUGUAGCCUGUAGAGCUGUUUAUACCGUGUUGGUGUGAAAAGUAGGGAAUUAGCUAGGCAAACUGACAGAUCAAUAAUUUGACAUUGCUAUACUGACGCUAAUAAAAACUCACAUUGUGCUGUGAGAAAAUGUCAGAAUAUCGGUCUUCAAUGGUUUGGCCGCUGGUUUCAUCGUUUGAUUUAGGUCUAGUGUGAUUGAUACAAAAAUAAUAGCUAAAAUACUAGCCAACUUUUGGCUAGUUCUAGUGGUACAUCAACUGGUGAAAACUAGCCAAGUUAAUUUACAUCUGUCGAAACGUGACAAAAAAGCUACAAAACAUUUCCAUACACACAACAGCUGUUAGAUGCUGCUACCUGACAGAUAGCUAGAGGCUAGAGCUGAACUGGCUGUGGUAACUGCUAGCUAGCUAGCUUAAUUCUCUUCAGACAGAACUUCAGUCGACAGGUGAUGAAACAUUAGCUAAAUUUACACGUCAUUUACACUACUACCUCAGCACUGGGAAUAUAUAUUUUGUCUUCUGUUAAGUCAAACAGCUGUUACCUUGCCAGCUACAUCAGUCAAAUAAAGAGGUACCAGUUUCUGCUCUGCUUGCUUUUACAACCCAGAGAAAAAGCGCAACACACAGAGACAGCAGCUGCAGACAGCAGCACCGUGCUGGUCCUAUAAUAAUAGCUUUGCCUUCACACAGCCUGUCCGACGCUCUGUGGUGUCCAUCCGGUCCUAAAUCCAGCCCGCUGAAACUGCCAAACAGCCUACCCGACCGCUCUGAGGUGUCCACAUGCUCCUAAAGCACAUCGAUGCUGUUUGUAUCACAGUGCAAUUAUAAAACUGGGGGGGACAAAAAUGCAAUUUCAGAAUGUGGGGAGGUCAUGUCCCCAGUGAAAGUUGCGCCCCUGGCCUAUUGUAGAAGUGCUCACAAAGUGACUUUUUGGACCAGAAUGCCAACAUAUUCAAGAGAUCAAGGUGCUCAAAGUUUACGUAUUUUGCAUACCCCACCAUACCAUGAGACAUCCAUGUCUUCAUCACUGGAAAUUGAUUAAAUUAUAUAUUUUUCCUACAGAUCUACACAACCUACUCCACAUUUUCAAAGUGAUAGAAUGUGAUAGAACAUUUUCCAAAUUAAGAACAAAUACAAAAACUGAAAUAUCAUAAUUGGAUAAGUUUCCACCCCCAUGAGUUAAUACUUGGAGGAAGCACCUUUGUCUGAAGGUACACAGCUGUGAAUCAUUUUCAGCUGAGAAUAAUUUUAAUUCUACCAACUUUGCACAACUCUUACGGCAACAUACAUUGCAUUCGGAAAGUAUUCAGCCCCCUGACUUAAUCCACAUUUUGUUACGUUACAGCCUUAUUCUAAAAUUGAUUACAUUUUUUUCCUUCUCAUCAAUCUACACACAAUACCCCAUAAUGACAAAGCGAAAACAGGUUUUUAGAAAGUUUUGCAAAUUUAUACAAAAACAUACAGUAUCCAGACCCUUGAAAUUGAGCUCAGGUGCAUCCUGUUUCCAUUGAUCACCCUGAUAGAAAGAGGACAGAAAGAAGGGAACACAUUGUUACUUUGGCCCAACGCCUAGAAACUAUGUGUGCAAGGUCAUGAUCAGCUAAUUGCACCCUGAGAGCAGAGACACCUAGUUUGUGCAUGAGUAUAAAGAGUGCUGAAGGGGAGCACCCCUUCAGAGCUUCUGACAGACUUGUAAUUUGAGUAUUAAGUUUGUUUUAACCUCUCCAGCCGUGAUAAUAAAGAUCUGUUCAGUUAACUUUGACUUGGAGUCCUUAGUGGUAAUUUCCAUGACAAUUUGGCGUCACGAAACAGGAUGAUUGAUUCUACCUGUGGAGCUCAGCAUUGGGGGUCUGCGAGGGAACACCGGUGUCACAUUCCAUGUGAAGGCGUGCAAGGGAAAUUCCCGUCUGACCAAAGACGACGUGGACCCGCCCAGACCAGACCUCCACUGUGGGCUGCAUGGGAGAAAACACAUCAUCUACAAAACUUGGAAGGACUGACAACUGAAUAUCAGCAAGUCAAUUUAAAUGAAUUUUGAACAAUAAGAACUGUUUUGAGAAGCUUAGAAAAGGAUCCAGAGUCCCAAGAUGGGACUAGGCGGGGAUAGAGGGACCCCGUCAGCAACGUUGUCUAUAGGUAUUCAGGGAUACUUACGUAGGUCUGGGAACUACAUGGAAGUUCUGGGAACUCCAUUUUAGGAUUUAGAGAAUAGUAAGUGAUUGAGUGGAAUGAUUUUUGCAUGAUUGACUAAUUUACUGAAAAAGGGAAAUUAGUUCCCAGAUGAUUGAGGUAUGAGUGUGAUAAUUGUUAGAGUAAAGUAAAUUGUUAAGGUAUAAUUCAAAGUAAUAAUGGGGAAAGGGAACAGUAAAAGUAGAUAUGAAGACCCAGAUUGGGCACCAAAGGGACCCAGUAAAGUGAUGACUAAAAGUUUUGUAAGUGGGUACUGUGCCAGACAGAAGAUUGGACAGCAUGGACUGAUGGUGGUUUCCCUGAGGAUGGCACCCUGAGCUAUGAGAGGUGACACCCCGGUGAAAGUUGUCCCAAAGAAUAAUCACAGACCAUAUAAAGCUCAGUACCCUCUUAGCAAAGAAGCAGAAAAGGGUAUUAUUCCCAUCCAUCAGGCCCUGGUUGAAAAUGGGGCUUGUAUCCCAUGCCCAAAUUCUCCUUGUAACACCCCUAUUUUACCUGUUAGGAAGCCACCUGGUGAAUAUUGUUUUGUGCAAGAGCUUAGAAUAGUUAAUGAUACUGUUCACGCAAGAGCACCCCUGGUGCCGAACACAGUUACUAUUCCUUCCCAAGUUCCCCCAGGGACCUGCCAUUUUUGCCCAGGAAAUGGUCGAGGAACCUGGAAGGUUUUAUUCCCCCUGGGGGUAGUACUGUGGUUCAAUACGUUGAUGACCUGUUGGUCUGUUCCUCAUCUGAGGAAAUCUGUCACGACGAUACUAAGGCAUUGUUCAUUUUCUUAGCUGAAAAUGGUCAUAAAGCUUCCCCCUCUAAGAUGCAUUUGUGUAGAAGUUCUGUUAAAUAUUUGGGUCAUGACAUUACUUCUGAGGGUCGCGCCCUCUCUAAAGAUAGGCUUGAGGCAAUAAAGUCCCUGCCUAAACCUGCUACUAAUCAGCACAAUGUCGCUGUUGGGAGUGGCUGGCUCCUGUCGCCCAUGGUUGAAAGACUAUGCGGAGACAGUACAGCCUCUGCAGGAUUGUAUUUAUGGCAGAAAGAUGGACAUGUCUGAAGUGGUGGAAUGGACAACUCUAAGCGUUUAGACACUGUUAUCCAAGGCAUGCUUUCUUGCCUCCGCUCUGUUGCUGAGGCAACUGAGGCGGUUUUGGCAUGUUCUGAUAUUGUAGCAAUGACUGAGCUGACGGUGCAUGUUUCCCAUGCGGUUCAUACCAUUAUUACACAAGCUAAAACUGCCCAUCUUACACCUGCCAGAUGAUCAGAACAUCCUUUUGACGAUGUCUCAUAUUACACUAAAGAGACGUACUGUACCUAACCCCUCUACUCUCCUCCCUACAGCUGAUGCCGUUGAAGAACAUGACUGUGAAUUGACCAUUGAGAUUGACUGUAGCCCUAGGCUUGACUUAAAAGACAUUCCUCUUUUGAAUUCGGACUUUGAGUUUUUUGUGGAUGGCUCUGCCCAGCGAAACGACAUGGGUGAACCUUUACUGCCCUACCAAGCAAAAAGGCAGUAACUACUAAUUUGGUCAAAAAUUAGUUAAUCAUUUUUUCUACAUUAAAUAUAUGCUUAAUCAUGUGGACAAUUAUCCUGCCUCUAUUGUAUUGUGUUUUGGAGAAAAUGGGGGUCAUAUUAGCAGUAACUGCAAAAAGUUACUGUGAAACCAAGGUAAAUGGCAGUAACUGAACUUACUGCCUUUUAGCUUGGUUUCAACCUGCCCUUGGCAGCAGUUACUGCCUUUUACCUUGGUAUCAUAUCAUUUUAUUCUGAUAGUGACACAAUCGAACCUGUAUGACACUGACACACACAUGCAUUGCUAAUCUAGGGACACAACAUCAUGGCACAGCAUUCCCUGGGGAAAAUGAUGGUUGAACUUGCUCUGAAACGCCUAAACCAGACACUGGUAAGAACUAGCUAGCUAAGUAGAUCUGAGAACAUAAUUAAUUAGCUAGCAAGCUAAGCUAGCUAACUAGCUAGCGAGCAUAGACUAACAAUGCUACCUUCUCCCAUAAAAGGAGAUCCGCAAUUGAUACUAACUUCAAUCUAUUAGCCCUAUAAUGAUUUAUAUUCUGAAAGUUCAUCUGAUGGUUUAUUUGAAUCUGUAACGUAACAAAAUGUGGAUAAAGUCAACGGGUCUGAAUACUUUCCGAAUUGACUGUAUACUGUAUCCAUAGUUUUUUGUCCAAUUUGCUCAGGCUCAUUGAUCGACAGCGAUAUUUAACCCUUGUCUCUGAUUUUUUAAAAGCAGAUUUAUGUCAGAACUGAGACUAGACCACUCAGAAACACUCAACACGUCUUGGAAAGCUAUUCUGGUGUGUCUUUUGCACAAACAUUUGUGUAAUUGUCCUGCAGAAAAAUAAAACCCUAUUCCAUGGUUAGGUGAAAACACAAAGGGAUCAACAACAUUGCAUUCACUCCAGGUUACUGGCCUUUUAUGGCAAAGUGAAAGGAAAGAAGCCUGUGUAAAAGGAAAUCCACUUCAAACCAUCCAUUCUGUUUGCAACAAGACUGUUAAGUAAUACUGCAAGACAACAUGGCAAAUACAUUACAUUUUUGACCUAAAUUAAAAACUACAGGGUUGGGUCAAAUCCAAUACAACCUCUUUAUUUUCAAGUAUUGUGGUGGCAGCAUCAUGUUAUCGGUAUGCUUGUCAUUGGCAGGGACUGGGAGAGUUUGUCAGGAUCAAAAUAAAUAUGAAAAGAGCAAAGCCCAGGUAAACAGUUAGAGAAAAACCCACAUCAGUCUUCUGACCCUAACCCUGGAAUAGUUAUUUUUUCCCCAAGGCCUCCAUAUCCAUAGCAAAGGUGAUAUAUUUUUUUAUCACUAUUCUGUCACUGCCAGAUCUUUGGUUGUGGGCCCUGGCACUUGUGAUUUUCCAUCAAAUCUGCUGAAUAUAAUUUCCAAAUUUGUCCAAAAGUCACUACCCACCUGUAAUAGGGUUGCUUUUCUGAAACGUCUCAAAGUAAGGCUAACAAGAGAAUCAUAGUAGAAUCAAUUAGCCUGUACACACAUCAUCAAAUACAACCCCCCUGGGAUACAGCCACAGCGACGGCCUCUCCGUGGUUACAAACCAUAAGCAAAUCAAAACAACUCCCUCAAAAAGACGUGUGAAAUCUGUUUUAUCAAAUCAAUUAGAUUGGGCUGUUUGAAUGUCACAGGGCACUUCUGAAAAGGCCUGAGCAAUGGAGGAGACCUAGUUCACUGUAACACACAGUGGGUGACCUCACUUUUACAUGACAGUGUGGCCUCGUUAAUAAUAGACAUCAAUUAACAGUUUGGUUAAGGAGGGGUGAUGCUCUGCUUACGAUCACACGCACACACACCCACACACACACACACACACACACACACACACAGAUGGAGAGAGAGUAGCUAUCUAUUAAUAAUAAUGGCAUGGCACAUUUUAUGAUGUACUGCAUAAACAGACUGUCACUAUUUUUCUGCUGUGUGUGCAAAUCAAGUGGAAAUGUUUGAUGAGAGUGUGUCGUUGUGUGGCAUACACUGGUUGAUUGCCAGUAUGGGAUUUUUGACUGAAGAGUUCAGCAGUAGUAGGCCUAUACAACUCUACUACUCAACUGUAAAUGCCAGCUUGCUGUAUGCUUAUUGGUCCAUUGUCCUCAGACAUUUAGAGCAGUAGUUUCCUACCCCUGAGAAGACCUAGGCCUACGACCAGUUCCUCACGUAGGCCUACCCCUUGACAAUCUCUGUACAUUGGCAGACAGUGUAGCCUUAUUAAAAUAUAGCCUAUAUACAUGUUUAUUAGGAUACAUAGUACUUUGAAUGAUGUUGAAAUAACUUGUAAUUGUUAUGGCUCCAGUAUGAGGUGUUUACUCCCUCCCGUCAGCCUUGUAACCCUCAGCUAGUCCACUGACACUCACCCAGACUCCAUUUUGAGCCCCAGCAGCACAACAUCUAUCGAUUGAUUCACCACAGAGAGAAGGCUGUCUCAUUACUCCAACCACACUGAGCCAUGACCAGAUGGCCGGACCAGAGUGGCCAUGUUUGUAGUUCCAUCAGGCUGCUGGUGGUUGUGGUAUACCUGUAGCUUUAGUGGUAGUAGAUGAAUUGGAUCAGUUGGAACUAGAGUCAGUUAAGACUUCAGCAGCACAGUGACUCAAUAGAAACUCGACACCCCCAGUGUGGCCAUCACUCAACUGUCAUCUCUGUCAUAGCGGUGAAGGGAGGACGACACUGUACUGAACAUCGAACAGUCUUUUCCCCAAUCAUGUCAAAGCUGUUACUGUAAGCACAUAGCCUAUUCUCUUUUAUCUAUGUUUUGGGAAGUACUUUAUCAGUAUUAUGCACCAAAACACAUCAUCAUCCAUUUUAUUGGAUUGCCAGUACAACUACAUUGUAUGGAGUAGGAGCAGUCUUCUUAAUGUUUCUCAUGCAUAUCCUUUACAUUUCUAAUAAUCAGCCCAUUGUUGUCACUCUGUCCCAAAGACAGGACUGCCAUGGCAACAAAUAGAGGAAAUGUGCACCAUCAGCAUAUUUUAGCAUCAGUAGUGGUGGUGCAUUGUGUGUGUGUCUAUGUGUGUCAGUAGUGGUGGUGCAUUGUGUGUGCGUGUGUUAAGUUCUCCUCCACAUAGCUCUAACCCCGGUGACUGUGUGGACACAAUGGGAGCCAUUGAGAGGAUCAAAGCCAUGGUGGCUGGGAGCUCGGCUGGAAUUCAGAACACUCAACCACAACCCUUUGUGUGUAUUAAGCUUCUCAAAUUAACUGUGUCACGCACACAAACACACGCACACAGACAAUGUGUGCCCCUUUGCCUGGUUUUGGUGACCCCCUGCCUGUUCUCCAAGGCCUGUGUGUAUAAUAGUAUUAUAGAAUGGCGUAAGUGGUGUAAUGCUCUGAUAAGAGCUGAGUGGAUAUGACUCCCCUUUGGCUUUGCUCAGGGCCCUGUCUUUGUCCCAGUGUGGACUCUCGUGACUUGUGUGUGUUUGUCCAGUCGUCUGUAUGUGUUUGAGUGUGUGUGUGUGUGUUCUGUCUGUGUUGCUGUGGGAGGAGAGGCAGGUUUUUCAGCACAGCAGCCUGUUCCAUGCUGAGUGGAGAGCGGGAGAGAGCGGGAGAGAGCGAGAGUGAGAGAGAGAACCCCGUGCCUGUCUCCCAAUCUAGGUCACAGAGCAUCAGGAGGCAACAUGCCUGGCUCAUUUAGCCCUCUGAGUCACAGUGAGCCAGCACUGCUGCUGGGGAUCUCUCUCUCUCUCUCUCUCUCUCUCUCUCUCUCUCUCUCUCUCUCUCUCUCUAUCUAUCUAUCUAUCUAUCUAUCUAUCUAUCUAUCUAUCUAUCUAUCUAUCUAUCUAUCUAUCUAUCUAUCUAUCUAUCUAUCUAUCUAUCUAUCUAUCUAUCUAUCUAUCUAUCUAUCUAUCUAUCUAUCUAUCUAUCUAUCUAUCUAUCUAUCUAUCUAUCUAUCUAUCUAUCUAUCUAUCUAUCUAUCUAUCUAUCUAUCUAUCUAUCUAUCUAUCUAUCUAUCUAUCUAUCUAUCUAUCUAUCUAUCUAUCUAUCUAUCUAUCUAUCUAUCUCCCUUUCUCUCUAUCUAUCUCCCUUUCUCUCUAUCUAUCUCCCUUUCUCUCUAUCUAUCGUGCAUAUAGGUGCGCGUGUGUGUGUCUGGGGAAUCUAACGCAAAUGUAGCUGCCCUCACAGUGUUGGCCACAGACACACACUGCAGGAAGCUGCUUUAGCCUAUCCAUUGAAAAGCUCAUUAACUGUGACAGGAGCUGUGCACUGAUCUCCAGCCAUAUAUGAAGGCCAAAAAAUGCCAAAUGGAGAAGGAAGCACAGCUCUACAGUCAGUGUGUGAACCUAUUGUGGAAAAACUGUUUGAAAUGUCCAGGGGAGUUCUCUGUUUUGGAAAUUAAGCAUUUGUGUUACAUAAUAGCAUGCAUCUCACGCUCCCAGACACACUAUAAAACACACACACACACACAGACACACACACUAUUUAGCUCCUUGUAAAGUGUGUGUGCCUACACACACACACACUUACUUAGUGGGGUGGCUGAGUAGUUUCCUAUGGUUCCCAGGCCUCCCCGGGGUGCUAGGCUUUUGCUAUGUGGCUGUAAGGAGAGUGAAUAAUUCAGAUGUGUCUAUGGAAGCCCAUAGGGGUGAGGCAGGCUCUCUAGUUGACUUGCAUACACACGCUCGCACGCACACACACGCACAUGGGCGCCUGACUUUGUCUGAAAGUAGGGGUGCAAACAAAUUGAAUUUAACAUUUUAAAACCAUUUACUGCAAUUCUACACUGUUUCUUUACAGCGGGAAUCCAUAUUUAUGAACAAAACACACAAAAAAAUUGUAGGUUUAUAUUGAACUCGAGUACUCGAAUGAAAACAAACAGAAAAAAUAUGUUUGCAUUUAUCUACAGUGGGGGAAAAAAGUAUUUAGUCAGCCACCAAUUGUGCAAGUUCUCCCACUUAAAAAGAUGAGAGAGGCCUGUAAUUUUCAUCAUAGGUACACGUCAACUAUGACAGACAAAAUGAGAUUUUUUUUUCCAGAAAUCACAUUGUAGGAUUUUUUAUGAAUUUAUUUGCAAAUUAAGGUGGAAAAUAAGUAUUUCGUCAAUAACAAAAGUUUCUCAAUACUUUGUUAUAUACCCUUUGUUAGCAAUGACACAGGUCAAACGUUUUCUGUAAGUCUUCACAAGGUUUUCACACACUGUUGCUGGUAUUUUGGCCCAUUCCUCCAUGCAGAUCUCCUCUAGAGCAGUGAUGUUUUGGGGCUGUCGCUGGGCAACACGGACUUUCAACUCCCUCCAAAGAUUUUCUAUUGGGUUGAGAUCUGGAUUCUGGCUAGGCCACUCCAGGACCUUGAAAUGCUUCUUACGAAGCCACUCCUUCGUUGCCCGGGCGGUGUGUUUGGGAUCAUUGUCAUGCUGAAAGACCCAGCCACGUUUCAUCUUCAAUGCCCUUGCUGAUGGAAGGAGGUUUUCACUCAAAAAUCUCACGAUACAUGGCCCCAUUCAUUCUUUCCUUUACACGGAUCAGUCGUCCUGGUCCCUUUGCAGAAAAACAGCCCCAAAGCAUGAUGUUUCCACCCCCAUGCUUCACAGUAGGUCCUCUGUAGCUCAGCUGGUAGAGCACGGCGCUUGUAACGCCAAGGUAGUGGGUUCGAUCCCCGGGACCACCCAUACGUAAAAAUGUAUGCACGCAUGACUGUAAGUCGCUUUGGAUAAAAGCGUCUGCUAAAUGGCAUAUUAUUAUUAUUAUUAUUAUAUGUUCUUUGGAUGCAACUCAGCAUUCUUUGUCCUCCAAACACAACGAGUUGAGUUUUUACCAAAAAGUUAUAUUUUGGUUUCAUCUGACCAUAUGACAUUCUCCCAAUCCUCUUCUGGAUCAUCCAAAUGCACUCUAGCAAACUUCAGACGGGCCUGGACAUGUACUGGCUUAAGCAGGGGGACACGUCUUGCACUGCAGGAUUUGAGUCCCUGGCGGCGUAGUGUGUUACUGAUGGUAGGCUUUGUUACUUUGGUCCCAGCUCUCUGCAGGUCAUUCACUAGGUCCCCCCGUGUGGUUCUGGGAUUUUUGCUCACCGUUCUUGUGAUCAUUUUGACCCCACGGGGUGAGAUCUUGCGUGGAGCCCCAGAUCGAGGGAGAUUAUCAGUGGUCUUGUAUGUCUUCCAUUUCCUAAUAAUUGCUCCCACAGUUGAUUUCUUCAAACCAAGCUGCUUACCUAUUGCAGAUUCAGUCUUCCCAGCCUGGUGCAGGUCUACAAUUUUGUUUCUGGUGUCCUUUGACAGCUCUUUGGUCUUGGCCAUAGUGGAGUUUGGAGUGUGACUGUUUGAGGUUGUGGACAGGUGUCUUUUAUACUGAUAACAAGUUCAAACAGGUGCCAUUAAUACAGGUAACGAGUGGAGGACAGAGGAGCCUCUUAAAGAAGAAGUUACAGUCUGUGAGAGCCAGAAAUCUUGCUUGUUUGUAGGUGACCAAAUACUUAUUUUCCACCAUAAUUUGCAAAUACAUUCAUUAAAAAUCCUACAAUGUGAUUUUCUGGAAAACAUUUUCUCAAUUUGUCUGUCAUAGUUGACGUGUACCUAUGAUGAAAAUUACAGGCCUCUCUCAUCUUUUUAAGUGGGAGAACUUGCACAAUUGGUGGCUGACUAAAUACUUUUUUCCCCCACUGUAUAUGCCAACAGAGCUCAACAAUGCCUAAUUUAUCAUAACCAUUACAGAGAACAAAUCCUAAUUGCUAAAUUGCCCCAUAGACACUGAGUAUACCAAACAUUAGGAACACCUUCCUAUUAUUGAGUUGCAACCCCUUUUGCCCUCAGAACAGCCUCAAUUUGUCGGGGCAUGGACUCUACAAGGUGUCGAAAGCGUUCCACAGGGAUGCUGGUCCAUGUUGAAUCCAAUGCUUCCCACAGUUGUGUCAAGUUGGCUGGAUGUCCUUUGGAUGGUGGACCAUUCUUGAUACACACGGAAAACUGGUGAGUGUGAAAAACUCAGGAGCGUUUCGGUUCUUGACACAAACCAUUGCGCCUGGCACCUACAAUACCCCGUUCAAAGGCACUUACAUUUUUUGUCUUGCCCAUUCACCCUCUGAAUGGUACACAUACGCAAUCCAUGUCUCAAUUGUCUCAAGGCUUAAAAAUCCUUAAUUAACUUGUCUCAUCCACUUCAUCUACACUGAUUGAAUUGGAUUUAACAAGUGACAGCAAUAAUGGAUCAUAGUUUCCCCUGGAUUCACAUGGUCAGUCUAUGUCAUGGAAAGAGAAGGUGUUCUUAAUGUCUUGUAUACUCUGUAUAUUCAGUCAAUAAAAAAAGAAGUUCCAUUUAAGACUAAUUUAUUGAAACUGUAAUAUCAACUGGUUAUGUUAUAUCGGGGAACACAAUCUUCAAAAAGGCAGUAACCUCAGCAGUGGCGCUUGCUUGUAGAAGCCUAUGGCUGUGCAGUGGCAUAGCCUUGUUUUGUUAAUUUAGCAGACAAGACCCUCUUAUUUCCCGAGCCCUUAUCACAGUCAAGACGCACCUACAGCGCCUUCAGAAAGUAUUCACACACCUUGACUUUUUCCACAUUUUGUUGUGUUACAUACUGAAUUUAAAAUGGAUUAAAUUGAGAUUUUUGGUCACUGGCCUACACACAAUACCCCAUAAUGUCAAAGCGGAAUCAUGUUUUUAGAAAUGUUUACACUUUUUAUUAAAAAUGAAAAGCUGAAAUGUCUUGACUCAAUAAGUAUUUAACCCCUUUCUUAUGGCAAGCCUAAAUAAGUUCAGGAGUAAAAAUUAGCAUAACAAGUCACAUAAUAAGUUGCAUGGACUCACUCUGUGUGCAAUAAUAGUGUUUAACAUGUUUUUUGAAUGACUACCUCAUCUCUGUACCCCACACAUACAGUUAUCUGUAAGGUCCCUCAGUCGAGCAGUGAAUUUCAAACACAGAUUCAGCCACAAAGACCAGGGAGAUUUUCCAAUACUUCGCAAAGAAGGGCACAUUCUGAUUGGUAUAACUAAAUAAAAAGCAGACAUUGAAUAUCCCUUUGAGCAUGGUGAAGUUAUUAAUUACACUUUGGAUGGUGUAUCAAUACAACCAGUCACUACAAAGCUACAGGCGUCCUUCCUAACUCAGUUGCCGGAGAGGAAGGAAACCACUCAGGGAUUUCACCAUGAGCCCAAUGGUGACUUUAAAAAAAGUUACAGAGUUUAAUGGCUGUGAUAGGAGAUAACUUAGGAUGGAUCAACAACAUUGUAGUUACGACACAAUACUAACGUAAUUGACGGAGUGAAAAGAAGGAAGCCUGUACAGAAUACAAAUAUUCCAAAACAUGCAUCCUGUUUGCAACAAGGCAAAGCAAUGAACUUUUUGUCCUGAAUACAAAGCGUUAUCUUUGGGGCAAAUCCAAUACAACACAUUACCGUUGAGCUCUCUCCAUAUUUUCAAGCAUAGUGGUGGCUGCAUCAUGUUUUGGGUAAGCUUGUAAUAUUUAACACUGGGGAGUUUUUCAGGAUAAAAAAUAUACGCUAAACACAGGAAAAAUCCUAGAGGAAAACCUGGUUCAGUCUGCUUUCCACCAGACACUGGGAGAUUAAUUCACCUUUCAGCAGGACAAUAACUUAAAACAAGGCCAAAUCUACAGUGGCGUUGCUUACCAAGAAGACAGUGAAUAUUCCUGAGUGUCCGAGUUACAGUUUUUACUUAAAUCUACUUGAAAAUCUAUGGCAAGACCUGAAAAUGGUUGUCUAGCAUUGAUCAACAAUCAACUUGACCGAGCUUGAUGAAUUUUGAAAAGAAUAAUGGACAAUGUUGGACAAUCCAGGUGUGGAAAGCUUUUAGAGACUUACCCAGAAAGAUUCCCACCUGUAAGUAUUGACUCUGGGGUUUGAAUACUUAUUUCUUUAUUUCAUUUUCAAUAAAUUAGCAAACAUUUCUAAAAACAUGUUGUCAUUAUGAGGUUUAUUCUGCCUGUUCUUUGGAAUUUUCUAAAUGGACAAUUCCACAUUGAACACUGCAUGGUGAUGAAUUACGGCGACAACAUCUGUUUGGUGGGUAGGCCUAGGCUUAAUGAUUCUAAUGAAAAUAUGCUCUUUGUCUUUAUCAAACUAAUAUUUUUGCAUAUUUUUAGUUUGGAACCUGUCUAUUGUUUAGGGGGGUUAUAGCCUAGCCCUAGGCUAACCAAUUCAAAAUGGCACUAGCGGUUCGCAAAGUAACCUAAGUGGUAAAUAGACAGGACGCAAUUAUUCCAAAGCUGCAGCUCGGCCUCCCGAGUGGUGCAGUGGUCAAAGGCAAGGCACUGACUUCGGUCGCCAGCUGGACAGUAUUUCCGCCGACACAUUGGUGCGGCUGGCUUCCGGGUUAAGCGAGUAGUGCAGUGCGGCUUGGCAGGGUCGUGUUUCGGAGGACGCAUGGAUCUCGACCUUCGCCUCUCCCGAGUCCGUAGGGGAGUUGCAGCGAUGGGACAAGACUGUAACUACCAAUUGGAUAUCACGAAAAAGGGGUAAAAGUACACAACAAAAAUAAAAUAAUUAAACAACUUCAAUACUUCAAUCAACCAGUCCAUUUUGAAUAUGUGAUAAAACUGUUGUCAUUUGGCUGUCACGUACGUUCAUUGACGGGUCAGACCAAGGCGCAGCGUGAUAUGCAUACAUGUUUAUUUGAACCGAAUAAACAACGACAAAACAACAAACUAAACUAAACGUGAAGUCCAAGGUACACAAACAACAUAUCUCACACGGAACAAGAUCCCACAACCCACUAGUGCCAAUAGGCUGCCUAAGUAUGGUCCCCAAUCAGAGACAACGAGCGACAGCUGCCUCUGAUUGGGAACCACACCGGCCAACAUAGAUCUAGACAUACUAGAUAGAAAAAAUAGACCUACACAACAUAGAAUAUACACACCCUGACUCGACAAAUAAGCGCCCCCCGGUGGAGCGGAUAGGUGGUUGUCACGCCCGGAGCCGACCGCACAACCUUUACUUAACAGGGUAGGGGCCGGGUGGGCAUUCCACCUCGGAGGCGGAUCCGGCUCCGGGCGUGACAACCACCUAUUCUCCGCCUCCCUGUUGCGCCCCUGGUCUGGACCUCGGCGCGCUGCUUCCCCUCUCCUUCCUCCCACUAUACUCCAAGCCCUGUCUGGACCCUGGUGUGGGAGACCCCGAACCUGGAGAGGGGCUGACGUCUGGGUCUGGACUGGAGCCGCUGACCGGAGCUGGACUGGGCACCGGUGGAGCGGACUGCUCUGGCUCCGGAGUGGAGCCGCUGACCGGAUCUGGACUGGACCCCAGUGGAGCGGACUGCUCUGGCUCCGGAGUGGAGCCGCUGACCGGAGCUGGAUCAGGCACCGGUGGAGCGGACUGCUCUGGCUCCGGAGUGGAGCCGCUGAACGGAGCUGGACUGGACCCCGGUUGAGUGGACUGCUCUGGCUCCGGAGUGGAGCAGCUGACCGGAGCUGGAUCAGGCACCGGUGGAGCGGACUGCUCUGGCUCCGGACUGGAGCAGCUGACCGGAGCUGGAUCAGGCACCGGUGGAGCGGAUUGCUCUGGCUCCGGACUUGAGCUGCUGACUGGUGCCGGACAAGGCACCGGUGGAACGGGCAUGGGCCGUGCCGGACUGGACACACUCACCACUGGUCUGGUGCGAGGAGCAGGCACGGCGGCCGAACCGGACUAGGAACAUGCACCACUGGCUUGGUGCGAGGAGCAGGAACAGGCCGGGCCGGACUGGCGACCCGCACCACUGGCUUGGUGCGAGGUACCGGACAUGCAGCUUUCUGCAAAGGUGCAACCUUUGGUAGGCUGAUGGAAGACUACUCUGAGUCAGUGGGAGAAUCUCAAUUGCAUACUCCUCGCAUCCUCUCUCCUUCUCAAAAUCCAUUCGAUGAGACAGCCAGAAGUCCCCUCUGACCUUCUCCUCCAAUAGGUUUUGAGAGAUGAGGCAAGGAGUGAGGAGAGAGGAUGCAAGCAAUUGAGACACUCCCAGAGGCUGCGAUACAGUGAAGCCUAAUCAGACAUGCCUGUGCUCAUCAUGGUUCAUACAGGCAAAGUGAAAAGACAAAAUAGGGGUGCAAAUGUUUUUGAAAGUGAGGAUUCAGCUGCUCCAUUUGCUCCAUUUGCUCCAUUGCUAUGCAUGCACACACACACGCACACACACCCUCAACGUCAGCAAGACAAAGGAGCUGAUCGUGGACUACAGGAAACAGAGGACCGAGAACACCCCCAUUCACAUCGACGGGGCUGUAGUGGAGCGGGUCGAGAGCUUCAAGUUCCUCGGUGUCCACAUCACUAAGGACCUAUCAUGGUCCAAAUACACUAACACAGUCGUAAGAGGGCACGACAACGCCUCUUCCCCCACAGGAGGCUGAAAAGAUUAGGCAUGGGCCCUCAGAUCCUCAAAAGGUUCUACAGCUGCACCAUUGAGAGUAUCUUGACAGGCUGUAUCACCGCUUGGUAUGGCAACUGCUUGGCAUCUGACCGUAAGGCGCUACAUAGGGUAGUGCGUACGGCCCAGUACAUCACUGGGGUCAAAGGAAGGCCUUAACAAUUGUCAAAGACACCAGCCACCCAAGUCAUAGACUGUUCUCUCUGCUACCGCAUGGCAAGCGGUGCUGGGGUGCUAAGUCUAGGACCAAAAGGCUCCUGAACAGCUUCUACCCCCAAGCCUUAAGACUGAGAAACAGUUUUCAAAUGGCUACCCGGACUAUUUGCAUUUACCCUAUUUUUUUGCACUGACUCUUGCACUGGCUGUAUGCACACUCACUGGACACAUACACACACUGCAUACACUCACACACACAAAACCCACACACAUGGAUAUUGACGACACUCACACAUAGACACACAUUCACACUCUUUCGCACUCUUCACAUACGCUGCUGCUACUCUGUUUAUUAUCUAUCCUGAUUGCCUAGUCACUUUUAUCCCUACCUACAUGUACAUAUUACCUCAACUACCUCAUACCCCUGCACAUUGACUCGGUACCGGUACUCCUUGUAUAUAGCCUUGUUAUUGUUAUUUGAUUGUGUUACUAUUUACUUCUUUUAUUUUGCUUUUUAACUCUGCAUUGUUGGGAAAAGGCUCGUAAGUAAGCAUUUCACGGUAAAGUCUAAACCUGUUGUAUUCGGCACAUGUGACAAAUACAAUUUGAUUUGACACAGACUGGCUCCUCCACUCCAGUCUCCACUUUCACACUAGACUCACACCUAUAAUCCACUCUCAAGACAAGAGGGAGGUCCACUGUCAAGUUCAGAGUCCAGAUCCCAAUCUAGGCCUACAUUCAAGUUCAACCAUUGUUUGCCCCACAUACAGACCCUUCCCAUGCUACUAGCUAUACUUCAAGAAAAAGGUGUUGGUGUGGCAGAUGUUAUGUUGUGAAUACGUUAUUACGUAGUUACUUACUAGACCUACUACUAGCUUAUUACUACAGUACUACAACGUAUUAUCUUGUCCAAUGCUCCUCCUGUGGCUGUCUGAUAGAAAGAGAAAGAGAGAGAGCGAGAGAGAUAGGAGAGUAGUAGUUUUAGCUUUAGUGUUAGCAUUAGCCAUGAGCCCAGGCCACUGUGGUGCACUCUGAAUUAUUGAACAGAGCUGAGUGGAUUCUGCCGCAGGACAGCUGAGUGAGUCUGCAGAACCAUUAGACUCACAUAUCAAUAAACCUACUGGGCCUGUUAGCAUUAGCAAAUGUUUUUAUUGCACUAUUAGUCUUUACAGUAUACAGUCUUUUCAGUACUUGACAGUGUGAAUUGUAGGCCUACUUUGCGUUAGUUUAGUAUUGUAGGCCUAUAGCAUGACUUAGCAUUAGCAGUCUCAGACAGUGCAUGGCAUGAAUAAUGCUACAUGUAUGGCCCAUAUAAUAAAUAAUAGAUACACAUUUGGAUGAAGAGACCAUUCUCCCCCUCCUCCCCAGACAAAAACACAGAUCAACCACUGGCUUGGCCCAUUGGCGAUUAUAGUCAGACAGUCUUGCCUGAGGUGUGGGCACUGAUGAUCACCCCAUACCACACACACACACAAACACUCCGGGGUGAAAAAGCCACACUCCCAGGUUCCCUAAGGAUGUAACAGGGUAGUUAUUUUGGACAUCCUGUCCAAAACCAGUCAUUAGUGGGUUGUGUUUUAAAAGCACAAGUAAUAACAGUAUGUAGUGUGUGUGUGUGUGUGUGUGUGUGUGUGUGUGUGUGUGUGUGUGUGCUUUUGAUGACAGUUCAGAGCACGGGGGUGGGUGUAGUGUAGUGUGUAAUGUGUCAGCCUGUCAUUGUGAUAAGGUAUUGAAGUAGGAGGAGCAGGACAGGAACCUCUGUAAGACAGGUGUGCUAUGAGUCAGUUGGGCCUUGCCUAGCACUGUUGUCUUCCACUGAGGGCGGGAGAGGGGGAGGGGGAGGAAGGAGGGGGACAGGGGGACAGGGGGUAGGUAACUCACCUUUUUCACUGCAGUAUCAGUCUGCUCCCACUCCCCUUAGGUGUCCCCUUCACCACACCAACAUACGCUGCAGGUACUAACUUCCUUGUUUACACUGUCUUGCUGUUAGGUCAAUGACAGCAUGAAAUCAUUUAUUUGUUCAUGAACUCCCCGACAGUGUGUGUGUGUGUGUGUGCGUGUGUGUGAAUGGCUUUUCCCCACCCAUGAGCAGUAUGUCAUUAGUGUGUAGUGUGUAACAUGAGUCACCUGUCUUUACCUGUGUGUGUGGACACACCCUGCUGCUGUUACUGAGAGGGAAGCACUUCCUCUAGAGACAGAAACCUCAAUGGAAAAAGGAGGGGUGAAUCAAAAUAGAGAGUCAAGCGUUGCUGUUUGUGUGUCUUUGUGUGUUUGCUCAAGAUUCUUUGUUGCUGAGGAUAGUCUUUUGUCAAUGAGGAUAGUCUUUUGUCCAUGAGGAUAGUAUUUUGCAAAUAAACCUACCAUUAAAAUUAUAGACUGAUCAUGUCUUUGUCAGUGGGCAAACGUACAAAAUCAGCAGGGGAUCAAAUACUUUUUUCCCUCACUGUACAUUUAUCAGACACAUAGUGAUGUUUUCCUACCUCGCUCUAACUUUUAAUAACCUCCCCUCAACUACCUCUUCAACCUCAUAUGACAAAGGCAAAAACCCUUUUGAGAACAAGAUGGCCACACCCCCCACUUUUGAGUUUUUAUGACUACACACCACUGUCCCCCACCCCACUCCUGUUGCCACAUAACUUCAUUUUCCAUAUUACUAUGCGUUUCUUGUAGAAAACGUAUGUCACUUCCCUUUCCCCUAGAUAACUCAUACACAACGGGUCUUUUUUUAACGUCUCUCGCCCCAUUUACAUUUAAAGAAGACAUUUUAAAACUGCUCAUGGAUGAAAAAAAAAAAUACAGAGGAAGACACAGAAACCACAUCUCUUUACAGAGUUAAGGCUGCGACUGAACUCUUUCAUUUCCUUUAGAAUUUAUAUCACUUAUCACUCUCAUGACCACUUUCUUGACUCUAGCAAUUUCAGGGCUUGUCAAACCUCCCCCCAUUAUUUUUGACACCAGAAACUUUGCGGAUUCAAUAAACAAUUCACUUUCAGGAAAAAAAUCUGUUACAUUAUAAUCCUGCAUAUAUUUCUUCCCUUUUGUCAAAUUCAGAAAUUGACGUACCUUCUCAAUCCCAUACCUCCCUUCCACCCCAUUUCUCUCACUAUUUUGUUGUGACGCGUCAGAUGACUCACUCUUGCUAUCCUCCCCAGAAGAAAACUCCACCAUCUCUACAACCUGUUGAUCCUCAACUGAUUUAUCAAUCUCUACCUUCCUCUUAGAAUUAGACCCUUCACCACCCCUUAAAUUCUUCCUCUUACUCCUCGGUACUUUGAAAACAGCUGCUUCCUUUUCCAUUAUUUCAAUCUCCUCCUGACCUCCAAUUUCAUUUUCCAGCACCACCUCAGCGACCGCAGUCGCAAUCUCACCGACUAUUUCCCCUCUCUCUUUGUUCUGAUCUACCACAAUUGCCCCCGUAGCCACACUGCUUUUCUUUCCUACUUUCCCAACCACAUCUGCCCACCUUCUCCCUUCCCCUCCACCCUUAGAAUGUUCAUCCCUUCGCGGGGGUGCAUUAGCUGCACCAGCACUAGAGCUGCUACCGGGCUCUGCGCGAUCGUUCUCGGGACAAUAAUGUACCAAAUGCCCCUCUCUUCCACAGCCAAAGCAUUUCAUUGAUUCAGUAGAAGCGUAGAAGACAUAAUCAAAUCCAUCAAUCUGAAAAGUGAACGCUAAAUUCAUUUCGUCAGUGUCCUUCUUUAAAAUCAUAUGCACUUGUCUCCUAUGAGACACGACAUGUUUCAGCAAAGGUGAUUUGCAUCCAAAAAUAACCUUCUUUAUUGUAGAUACAAGUUGACCAUGACAAGAUAACUCUCGCUCCAACACUUAAUCUCUAACAAAUGGUGGCACGUUAGAAAGUAUAACUUUCUUCGCCGGAUUCAUAAGAGGAAAUACCGACGUCUGUGUCGCCCGCAACACAACACCACUUUCAACUAUAGUAUUCACCUUUUCAAUGGAAUCUAAGAAUAGAACAGGGUAGGAAGGAUCAUUAGGGAUGUGGUUGGUUGGUUCCUUGAAAACAGGGUUUUAUUUGAGUUCGAAAAGUGGAGUAAGUUCUUGCUAAACAGACUAGCCUAACAACAUGGUGUCACUGGGAAGCUGUAAGUUAGUGAGACAGAUGGGUGGCGAUACUGUGUGUGUGUGUGGGUUGAAGGGGGGUUAUCUUUUGGCAGGAGUGGGCUGGUUGGCUGCUGGUAGGGGAAACCCUGGGGGAGGUUUUAGUAGGAUGUUUGUUACACAGAUAGAAACAUGCUGGUUCUUUGGGAAGGGCUGUUUGGCUGUGAUUCACACAAGUUCCCUUAGCUCUCCCAGACCCACCACCAGAUAUUGUGCAACAUACCAAACAGUUAGCCCAACAACUAUAGCCUAAUCCAGUUGAAAGAUACCCUAAAAGUCAUUACGUCUUGGAACGAUGUGAAACAUAUUAAUCUUGAACAUGCUCCCUUUGAUCGCCUUAUGGAGUGUGUCCAUCAGCCUUGGAUAGCAUGGUGGAACACACACACACACAGAACUAGGGCUGGGAAUUGCCAGGGACCUCACGAAACAAUAUUAUCACCAUACUUAGGUGCCGAUACGAUAUCUAUUGCGAUUCUAUAUAUAUAUUGCGAUUCGAUACUGUGAUUUUAUUGCGAUUCGAUGUUCCAACAUAUUGCUCACCAUAUGUCUGCUGCAGAGAGACAAGAGAGAGCCAUGAGAAAACGAGUUUUGAUCAGUCAUGGAAAUAAUGUGCUGAAAGAAAAUUGGCUCCCUAUUUAAAAAGAAGAUGUAGAACAAGCUAUGAAGGAAAAAUACUGGAGUUUGAUGCAGGUACAGCCAACUAGCACAAAAAUUAUAUUGCGACAUUGACAAAACAAUAUGAUAUAUCGUCAAAAAUAAUAUGUAACCUUAUUUCCCAUCACUACACAGAACACACGUCAGUGCAUGUAGGGUGCUGUGGAGGGGGAGUGAGAGGACCAUAUGUCAUCCUGUGUCCUGCUGUGACAUGAUUUCUAUGGAUUUCACAUGACUGGGCAGGGGCACAGCCAAUCGGAAUGAGUUUUUCCCCACAGAAGGGCUUUAUUACAGACAGAAAUACUCCUCGGCCCCCCCCCCCCGCUCCCUACUCAGACGAUCCCGCAGGUGAAGAAGCCGGAUGUGGAGGUCCAGGGCUGUCGUGGUUACACGUGGUCUGCGGUUGUGAGGCUGAUUGGACGUACUAACAAAUUCUCUAAAACGACGAUGGAGGCGGCUUAUGGUAGAGAAAUAAACAUUACAUUCUCUGGCUACAGCUCUGGUGGACAUUCCUGCAGUCAGCAUGCCAAUUGCACACUCCCUCAAAACUUGAGACAUCUGUGGCAUUACAAUUAUAGAUUGAUCAUUUCUUUGUCAGUGGGCAAACGUACAAAAUCAGCAGGGGAUCAAAUACUUUUUUCCCUCACUGUAGAAACUAUUUUCCCUAUGGUCAAAUAAAAUCCCAGAAUGGUUUUGGCCACUGUAAAACCUACUACCAGAUAGAUGCUUCCAGAAUAAGAAGUGUAUGUUCACAGAAGUAGUUUGGACAUAAAGAGACUAACAUGGCUUUAGCUGCUGGGGAAACCAUGUAACCAUGACACUGGCUCUUCUUUAGGAACUGGCUGUGUGAUCAAAUAGAAACAUGUCACCAUGUAUCACUGUCUGUCCCAGAAUGCCCAUGUUGAUGCAUCCCUACAUUUGGGUAAUUUACUCUGUUUCAAUGUGCAUCUAAAUAAAAUAGACCUAUUGACCUGUGUCUCUGUGAAGGCUAGACUACGUACAGUUGAAGUCGGAAGUUUACAUACACCUUAGCCAAAUACAUUUAAACUCAGUUUUUCCACAAUUCCUGACAUUUAAUCCUAGUAAAUAUUCCCUGUCUUAGGUCAGUUAGGAUCACCACUUUAUUUGAAAAAUGUGAAAUGUCAGAAUAAUAGUAGAGAGAAUGAUUUAUUUCAGCUUUUAUUUCUUUCAUCACAUUCUCAGUUGGUCAGAAGUUUACAUACACUCAAUUAGUAUUUGGUAGCAUUGCCUUUAAAUUGUUUAACUUGGGUCAAACGUUUCGGGUAGCCUUCCACAAGCUUCCCACAAUAAAUUGGGUGAAUUUUUGCCCAUUCCUCCUGACAGAGCUGGUGUAACUGAGUCAGGUUUGUAGGCCUCCUUGCUCGCACAUGCUUUUUCAGUUCUGCCCACAUAUUUUCUAUAGGAUUGAGGUCAGGGCUUUGUGAUGGCCACUCCAAUACCUUGACUUUAUUGCGACAAAACUUUAACUUCCUGACUGAUGUUUUGAGAUGUUGCUUCAAUAUAUCCACAUAAUUUUCCUUCCUCAUGAUGCCAUCUAUUUUGUGAAGUGCACCAGUCCCUCCUGCAGCAAAGCACCCCCACAUCAUGAUGCUGCCACCCCGUGCUUCACGGUUGGGAUAGUGUUCUUCGGCUUGCAAGUUACCCCCUUUUUCCUCCAAACAUAAUGAUGGUCAUUAUGGCCAAACAGUUCUAUUUUUGUUUAAUCAGACCAGAGGACAUUUCUCCAAAAAGUACGAUCUUUGUCCCCAUGUGCAGUUGCAAACCGUAGUCUGGCUUUGUUAUGGCGGUUUUGGAGCAGUGGCUUCUUCCUUGCUGAGCGGCCUUUCGGGUUAUGUCGAUAUAGGACUCGUUUUAACUGUGGAUAUACAUACUUUUGUACCUGUUUCCUCCAGCAUCUUCACAAGGUCCUUUGCUGUUGUUCUGGGAUUGAUUUGCACUUUUCGCACCAAAGUACGUUCAUCUCUAGGAGACAGAACGCGUCUCCUUCCUGAGCGGUAUGACGGCUGCGUGGUCCCAUGGUGUUUAUACUUGCGUACUAUUGUUUGUACAGAUGAACGUGGUACCUUCAGGCGUUUGGAAAUUGCUCCCAAGGAUGAACCAGACUUGUGGAGGUCUUUUUUCUGAGGUCUUGGCUGAUUUAUUUUGAUUUCCCCAUGAUGUCAAGCAAAGAGGCACUGAGUUUGAAGGUAGGGCUUGAAAUACAUCCAAAGGGUACACCUCCAAUUGACGCAAAUUAUGUCAAUUAGCCUAUCAGAAGCUUCUAAAGCCAUGACAUCAUUUUCUGAAAUUUUCCAAGCUGUUUAAAGGCACAGUCAACUUAGUGUAUGUAAACUUCUGACCCACUGGAAUUGUGAUACAGUGAAUUAUAAGUGAAAUAAUCUGUCUGUAAACAAUUGUUGGAAAAAUUACUUGUGUCAUGCACAAAGUAGAUGUCCUAACCGACUUGCCAAAACUAUAGUUUGUUAACAAGAAAUUUGUGGAGUGGUUGAAAAACGAGUUUUAAUGACUCCAACCUAAGUAUGUAAACUUCUGACUUCAACUGUAUUUGUAUACUGAAUCCCUAUGUGUAUAUUAUUGACUCUGUCUGUUCAGGGAAAAGCACUCUAAUCCCUUUAGAAUCCCUAUAGAAGGAGACCACUGCAACAUCUAAAACUCACCUUGGCAUUUCCUACCUUUUCCUCAGCCAGGCCUCUAAUCUGUAAUCUGGGUUUAUGUCAGCUGCCCGCUGAGAGCUCUCUGAGAUGAUGCUACCCAGAAGGAAUGUAAUUUUUGGCCUCAGAUAAACCCGUUCAGAUUAGGUGAACCGUCAGACACUCGAAACCCUCAGCCCUUAUCGAAGCGUUAUUGAAAUGUCAUCUCAGCUAACCGUCAGACAACGGAAACCCUCUGCCUUUAUCAAAGCGUUAUUGAAAUGUUAUCUUGGACUCAGCAGGGCGGUCAGGGGUUCAUUCAACAGCUGUUCACGGGGAGGGAGGGAGGUGGGGGAGGAGGUAGAACAGAGGGCUUGAGGGAGGGCAUAUUUAUCAUCUGUGUUCAACGGGGGGAUAACGAGGUGAAUGCACUCCAGAUGGAUUGUGUAUGCGUGGGAGAGUGUGUGCGUGUGUGUGGCAGCAGUGCCUACGGAGGCGGUUGGCGGAGAGGCUGCUCUGCUUCAAGGCCAGAUUCUCAGGCAGAGAGCUCAGUGAAUCAGAGAGAGAGAGAAGAGAGAGAGAGAAGAGAGACAGAGACAGAGAGACAGAGACGGAGAGACAGAGAGACAGAGACAGAGAGAGAGAGAGAGAGAGAGAGAGGCUGACUUAGACACGCUCACUAUGACCUGCCAUCACCCCACUUCUACAUGAAUCCACCUCUGUGCACCCCUCCUUUCCUCCCCCAAGUCCCCUUCGCUCUUUCUCCUCCAUUUUCUUCCUCUCCCUUAUCUCUCCUCUCUUCUCCUCCUCUGUCCUCCCCCUCACUCUCUGUGUAUAUCUCUGAUUCAUACCAUCCUGCACUGGCAUCCAACGUGUUUCUCCAUAUUUAGUCCACUCUUUCUCUCCCUCCACUUCCUCCUCUCAUCCUGUCACUGGAGUCACACCAACACUCUUCAUCAAUAAGUGCAUCGAUGACGUCGUCCCCACAGUGACCGUACGUACAUACCCCAACCAGAAGCCAUGGAUUACAGGCAACAUCCGCACUGAGCUAAAGGGAGAGCUGCCGCUUUCAAGGAGCAGGACUCUAACCCGGACAGUUAUAAGAUAUCCCGCUAUGCCCUCCGACGAACCAUCAAACAGGCAAAGAGUCAAUACAGUACUAAGAUUGAAUCGUACUACACCGGCUCCGAUGCUCGUCGGAUGUGGCAGGGCUUGCAAACUAUUACGGACUACAAAGGGAAGCACAGCAUCGAGCUGCACAGUGACACAAGCCUUCCAGACGAGCUUAAUCACUUCUAUGCUCACUUCGAGGCGUAGUCUGUAGCAAUGAAGUGCUUUGAAAGGCUGGUCAUGGCUCACAUCAACACCAUUAUCCCAGAAACCCUAGACCCACUCCAAUGUGCAUACCGCCCCAACAGAUCCACAGAUGAUUUAAUCUCUAUUGCACUCCACACUGCCCUUUCCCACCUGGACAAGAGGAACACCUAUGUGAGAAUGCUAUUAAUGGACUACAGCUCAGCGUUUAACACUAUAGUGCCCUCAAAGCUCAUCACUAAGCUAAGGACCCUGGGACUAAACACCUCCCUCUACAACUGGAUCCUGGACUUCCUGAUGGGCCGCCCCCAGGUGGUAAGGUUAGGUAACAACACAUCUGCCACGCUGAUCCUCAACACAGGGGCCCCUCAGGGGUGCGUGCUCAGUGUCGUCCUGUACUCCCUGUUCACCCAUGACUGCAUGGCCAGGCACGACUCCAACACCAUCAUUAAGUUUGCCGACGACACAACAGUGGUAGGCCUGAUCACAGACAAUGAUGAGACAGCCUAUAGGGAGGAGGUCAGAGUCCUGGCUGUGUGGUGCCAGGAUAACAACCUUUCCCUCAAUGUGAUCAAGACAAAGGAGAUGAUUGUGGACCAACAAACGAUCAUGGUCCAAACACACCAAGACAGUCGUGUAGAGGGCAUGACAAAGCCUAUUCCCCCUCAGGAGACUGAAAAGAUUUGGCAUGGGUCCUCAGAUCCUCAAAAAGUUAUACAGCUGCACCAUCGAGAGCAUCCUGACUGGUUGCAUCACUGCCUGGUAUGGCAACUGCUCGGCUUCCGACCGCAAGGCACUACAGAGGGUAGUGCGUACGGCCCAGUACAUCACUGGGGCCAAGCUUCCUGCCAUCCAGGACCUCUAUAGGUCCAGGCGGUAUCAGACGGUAUCAAAGGAAGGCCCUAAAAAUGGUCAAAGACUCCAGCCACCAUAGUCAUAGACUGUUCUCCCUGCUACCGCACGGCAAGUGGUACCGUAGCGCCAAGUCUAGGACCAAAAGGCUUCUUAACAACUUCUACCCCCAAGCCAUAAGACUCCUGAACAGCUAAUCAUGGCUACCCGGACUAUUAGCAUUGUCCCAGUGCGCCGGAGGGGAGCAACGGGAGGAGAUGUGACAGAACCCCCCCCCCCCCCCCCCCCCCCCCCCCCGGACGCGCGGCUCCAGCCGCUGGACAUCGCCGGCCAGGAGGAUGACCCCGAGGACGAGGAGCGGGUCCAGUCAGGGCGGCGAUGGUGGAAGUCCCGAAUUAGGUUGGGGGUCCAGAACGUCCCCAGCUGGAACCCAGCUCCUUUCCUCAGGACCUUACCCAUCCCAGUCCACCAGGUAAUGGAGUGUCCCCCACGGAACCUGGAGUCCAGCAGGUCCCUCACCGCAUACGCCGGACUCCCGUCAAUGUCCAGGUGCGGAGGAGGCGUACCCCGGGGGACGGCAUCCGACAGAGGACCAGGAACCACCGGCCUGAGGAGAGACACAUGAAAAGUGGGUGAGACACGGUAGUGAGGGGGAAGGAGCAGCCGGUAUGAUACCUCAUUUAUCCGACGGAGGACCUUAAAUGGCCCCACAAACCGGGGGCUCAGUUUCUUGCAGGGCAGGCGGAGAGGGAGGUUUUUUGUGGACAGCCAGACACGAUCCCCAGGCUAGAAUACAGCGGCCUCACUGCGGUGGCAGUUGGCUUGGUUCUUCCGCCGACGAAUGGCCCUCUGGAGAUGGACAUGGGCGGCGUCCCAGACCUGUGGAACCACUCGUCCACAUCGGUCUGGCUGGGUAUCCAAGGGGCCAGGGCCGGCUGGUACCCCAGGACGCACUGGAAGGGAGUGAGCCCCGUGGAGGAGUGAACGAGGGAGUUCUGGGCAUAUUCUGCCCAGGCAAGAAACCUUGCCCACUCACCCUGCCGGUCCUGACAGUGGAAACGAAGAAACCUCCCCAGCUCCUGGUUCAUGCGCUCCACCUGCCCAUUCGACUGAGGCCUAUACCCGGAAGUGAGGCUGGCCGUGGCCCCGAUCUUCUCCAGGAAAGCCUUCCACACUCGGGAGGUGAAUUGGGGGCCACGGUCCGAGACGAUGUCCUCCAGAAGUCCAUAAUGCCGGAAGACCUGUUGGAACAGGACCUCAGCGACCUGGAGAGCAGAAGGAAGACCAGUAAGUGGCAAAAACGGCAUGAUUUGGAGAACCGAUCUACGACCACCAUGAAUGUGGUGAAGCCGUCAGAACGUGGAAGGUCGGUGACAAAGUCUAUGGACAGGUGUGACCAAGGUCACUGAGGCAAUGGGAGAGGAACUAGUUUGCCUGCCGGGGCGUUCUGAGGUGUCUUCAUUUGGGCACAUACGGAACAGGAGUUGACAUAGCGGGAGACAUCAGAAGCCAAGGUGGGCCACCAGUAUUUUGGGGCUAGAGAAUGCAGUGUGCGUGUAAUAGCAGAGUGCCCUGCCGUAAGGAUAGUGUGCGCCCAGAUCAGCAUGCGGUCACGGACACUGGUGGGUACAUACACGCGCCACGGAGGGGCGUUGGCAGGUGCUGGGUCCUCCUGAGCCGCCAGGCGGAUGUCUUCGUCCACAUCCCAAAUGACAGGUGCAAUGAUGAGAGACGAGGGCAGGAUAGGACUCCCCAGAUCCUUCCUUUCUCCGGUAUGGUGCAUCCUGGAGAGUGCGUCGGCCUUCACAUUCUGGGAUCCUGGGCGGUAGGACAGAAUGAAUUGGAAGCGAGUGAGAAAUUGAGCCCACCUGGCUUGACGAGAGUUCAUCCGUUUCGCUGCCCAUAUGUGCUCCAAAUUCCGGAGGUCAGUAAGAAUCCGGAAUGGAUGGACUGCACCCUCCAGCCAGUGUCUCCAUUCCUCCAGAGCGAGGACCACCGCCAACAGCUCCCUGUCUCCAACUCCAUAGUUCCUCUCUGCGGGGGUAAGCUUUUUAGAGAAAAGGGCACAGGGAUACAUUUUCUCUGGCUUACCGUGCCGCUAGGAGAGGACCGCACCCACGCCCUCCUCCGAUGCGUCCACCUCCAGGAUGAAAUGACGAGAAGGAUCUGGGUGUUUUAGGAUGGGCACUGUGGUGAACCUCUCCUUCAGCCGGUAGAAAUUAGCGAAGCCCAGGAAUUUCUGUAGGCCCUUGAUGGUGGUGGGAACUGGCCAUGACCUGACUGGUCCGUCUUCACUCCUUCCAUGAACACCCCCUGAGGACUGAUCCGGUAUCCCAGGAAGGAGGGGGAGAAAUUCGCAUUUCUCCCCCUUCACCAACAGGCUGUGUUCCCGGAGGCGGAGUAGGACAGCUCGGACGACCCUGACGUGCUCCUCGAACGUAGCCAAGUAGAUCAGGAUAUCGUCGAUGUACACCAACACCUGUCUACUCAGCAUUUCCUGGAACACGUCAUUGACGAAGGACUGGAACUCAGAAGGUGCGUUGGCGAGGCCGUAGGGCAUGAUGCAGUAUUCAUAGUGGCCUGAGGUAGUGCUGAAUGCCGUCUUCCAUUCGUCUCCUUCCCAGAUUCGGAUCAGGUUGUAGGCACUCCUCAGGUCCAACUUGGUAAAGUACCAGGCCCCUCGUAGCUGCUCGAUGGCCGACGGAACCAGAGGGAGGGGGUACCGGUACUUGGUGGUGACUGCGUUCAGCCCCCUGUAGUCAAUGCAUGGUCUCAGUCCUCCCUUUUUUGGCCACGAAGAAGAAGCUGGCGGAGGCAGGAGAGGUAGAGUGUCUGAUGAACCCCUGUUUCAGGGUCUCUGCCACAUACUUCUCCAUGGCCUCAGUCUCCGCCAUGGAAAGGGGGUAAAUGCGACACUGGCGCAGUCCCAGGGCCUGUGAGGAGGGAGACACAUAGCCUUUAAUGAAGAGAAGACAUCGGAGAGAUCUGCGUACUCACGUGGAAUGUUGGGCUGGAGGGUGGACUCCGGACUCUUCACUGAUGUGGAACAACAAACCACCAGCAGGCAGGUCUUCCGGCAUGAGGUGGACCAGGCUGUGAUCCUCUUGGUGCUCCAAUUGAUGGUGGGGUUGUUUAGUCUGAGCCAGGGCAAUCCCAAGACGAUCCAGUGAAGGGGUGACGUGACGAUGUGGAUUGACAGCUCCUCGUGGUGCUCCAGUAGUGUGGGAAUGGUGAUGGGGAGAGUGACGUGCGUAAUGGUGCCUGAUCCAAGGGUUUUAUUGUACAGUGAGGUGACGUGUAGCUGGGAUAGCAGUGGCACGGUGGGCAACCACCAUUCAGAGACCAGCUCCCUAUCUAUAAGGUUCCCCGCCGAUCCGGAAUCUAUCAUUGCAGUAGAAAUAGAAGAGAAGGAAUAACCAGUCACCGUUAUGGGAACUAAAAACAAUGGUUUUGUGAUAGGAGCUGACGUAACACUCACGGAGCGGCGACGGGAGUCAUACCGCCUAGAUAGGGAGCCACCAGGAGAUCUGUGGUCUGUGGUGGUGUAGGGUGUGCUGCCCACUUCCAUAGGUGAGGACUCAGAAGCAGGGCGGCUUCCAUAGCUCAGAUGGGGUGAGCAUCGAGGCUCCGGGAGGUGUUGGGGACGUCGUCUCUCUCUCAACAUGUCGUCAAGACGGAUGGACGUGGUGAUGAGGGUAUCAAAGUCCAUCUCGUCGUCCCGACAUGCUAGUUCCGUCUUGAUGUCCUCCCGUAAGCCUCUCCUGAAGGCAGUGCGCAGAGCACACUCAUUCCAGCCAGAAGACGCCGCUACCGUGCGAAAGCUCAGAGCGUACUCGGACGCGGGCCCCUCUCGCUGUUGUAGAUGGAGACGCUCACCCCCGUCCUUUCCCUCCGUGGGAUGAUCAAACACUGCCCUGAACCGAGCGAGGAAGGUGGGGUAGGGAUGCGCCACUGCCUCCUCUCCUUCCCAGACUGCCGUGGCCCAAUCCAGCGCCUUUCCUUUAAGGAGCGAAAUCACCAGCGCUAUCCUGGCUUGGUCAGAUGGAUAUGCCCCAGGCUGACGCGCCAGAUAAAGUGAAACCUGUAGCAGGAAGCCGCUACAUUUAGUGAUUUUACCGUCACAGCGCUCCGGUAGGAUGAGGGUUCCCGCAGAAGUGGGUGAUAGUACGGAAACAGGUGGAUUGGGGGCACUCGCCGCUCCCUGGGGUGGAACCGGAGCGCUGGGCAGAUUUUGCAGAGUUUGGAGCACUUCCUGCAUGGCGGCAUUCAACUGGGCAAGCUGCUGCUGGUGCUGGUCGAGGCACUGGGAAACUCCUGCUGCAUCCAUUUUCGUUUGGUGUGUGAUUCUGUGACGAGUACUGAGUAUACAAAGAGGCAGGAUGCAGACGCAGGAAUAAAAAGGUCAAGGUUUACUUAACAAUGAUAAAGAGAAAUAACAAAGAUAGAGUAAACGACACGAAGCUAAACAAUCACACACAAUAUCAUACCGAACAGUCCAGGGCUAAAUAGGGGUGGUGAUGAGGUGCAGAUGCGCUGGAGGUGAUUAGGGUGCGUUGGGUUUCCAUUCCGGUGUUGCCGAGGUGGUGCGCUCAGACCGGUGGCUAAGGAGACCGGCGAAUCAGAGCUACGGAGGGGAGCAACGGGAGGAGACGUGACACUCAAUUACCUUGACUAACCGGUGACCCCGCACAUUGACUCUGUACCGGUAACCCCUGUAUAUAGCCUCCCUACUGUUAUUUUAUUUUACUGCUGCUCUUUAAUUUUUUUUAUUUUUUUAUUUUUUACUUAUCUAUUUUUUACUUUACACUUAUUUUUCUUAAAACUGCAUUGUUGUUUAAGGGCUUGUAAGUAAGCAUUUCACUGUAAGGUCUACACCUGUUGUAUUCGGCACAUGUGGCAAAUAACAUUUGAUUUGAUUUGAACACUCAUCAGCCGGCUCACGUCUUUCCAUAUGUCCUUCUCCGUCAGAGCACUGCCGCUAAACACUAGUAGCUUGCUACUUUAAUCUAUCACUGUUUUCUGGUCGUCUCUGUUGUCUUUCCCUUUUCCCCUUUUCCUUCCUCCUUUCAUUUGCUUAAUCUCUCUCCACCCCCUCUCUCUCUCAAAUGGGAGUGACAUAUAAAAUGCCUGUGUUUGAACAGAUGGGUAAUACACCACACCUUGUUGAGCAUAGAGGGUCAUUACCAGGGUUGCUAAAGUCUGAUGUGGGAAUUGGGAAUCCAACUACAGGCAGUUCAAUUAUGUUUCUAGCCCCGUUUGCCUUUACCAUUACUUUCAGGGUUUAUGGGUUGCCCGAUUUGUCAGGUGCUAUUUGAAAAUACUGUUGACAAAUGUUCUUACAUUAUUUUAUGUAAUCCACAGAGAAUACGAGUCAGGGGAAAAAAGUGGAAAAAGAACUGCCAUCAAAGUGCCUUAAAAAAGUAUAAAUAUUGUAGAUUUAUUUCCCAAACAGAUUUUGAGAUGUGAAGAAUUCAGACAUGAAAAGAAAACCACUAACACUUUAAUCCUCAAAGCGUUUGGUCGGAAUAUUCUAGUAUUUCUUCAUCAAAGUUGGACAUUCUAGUGUGUGUUUCUGCCUGUGUGUGUGUGUACUACAGUAUCCUUUCUGAGGGCUAGAGCUGGGUGUGUGAACAAAAUGAACACAUAGCCAACACACAGUUGCGCCAGUAAAGCAUUUGUAUUGUAAAUAAAGAACACACUGUUGUUUGGAAAGAAGUGGUUACAAUUUUGUCAUGAAAUGCUCAUUUCUGCUCAACUGAGUCUAUUUGACCAUUGUAGGUUUGGUGCAUACAGUCUUCAGAAAGUAUUCAUACACCUUGAAUAUUUCUACAUUUUCUUGUGCUACAGCCUGAAUUGAAAAUUGAUUAAAUUUAGAUUUGGUGUCACUGAUCUACACACAAUACCCCAUAAUGUUUAAGGGGAAUUAUGUUUUUAGAAAUUAAUAAAAAAUGUAAAGCUGAAAUGUCUAGAGUCAAUAAGUAUUCAACCCCUUUGUUAUGGCAAGCCUAAAUAAGUUCAGGAGUAAAAAUGUGCUUAACAAGUCAGAUAAUACGUUGUAUAGACUAACUAUGUGCAAUAAUGGUGUUUAACAUGAUUUUUGAAUGACUACCUCAUCUCUGUACCCCACACAUACAAUUAUCUGUAAGGCCCUCAGUCGAGCAGUGAAUUUCAAGCACAAACUCAACGACAAAGACCAGGGAGGUUUUCCAAUGCCUCGCAUAGAAGUGCACCUAUUGGUAGGUGGGUUAAAAAAAAGCAGACAUUGAAUAUCCCUUUGAGCAUGGUGAAGUUAUUAAUUACACUUUGGAUAGUGUAUCAAUACACCCAGGCACUACAAAAAUAAAGGGGUCCUUCCUAACUCAGUAGACGGAGAGGAAGGAAACCGCUCAGGGAUUUCACCAUGUUAAAUGGCUGUGAUGGGUUAAAUGGCUGUGAUGGGAGAACUGAGGAUGGAUCAACAACAUUGUAGUUACUCCACAAUACUAACCUAAAUGACAGAGUGAAAAGAAGGAAGCCUGUACAAAAUAAAAAAUAUUCCAAAACAUGCAUCCUGUUUUCAAUAAGGCACUAAAGUAAUUCUACAAAAAAUGUGGAAAAGAAAUUAACUUUUUGACCCGAAUGCAAAGCAUUAUGUUUGGGGCAAAUCCAACACAACACAUCACUGAGUACCACUCUUCAUAUUUUCAAGCAUGGUGGUGGCUGCAUCAUGUUAUGGGUAUGCUUGUCAUCGACAAAUACUGGGGAGUUUUUUAGGAUGAAAAAAAAGGAAUAGAGUCUGCUUUCCAACAGAUGCUGGGAAACAAUUCCACCUUUCAGCAGGACAAUAACCUAAAACGCAAGGCAAAAUAUACACUGGAGUUACUUACCAAGAUGACAUUGAGUCCCGUGUAGCUCAGUUGGUAGAGCAUGGCAUUUGCAACGCCAGGGUUGUGGGUUCGUUUCCCACGGGGGACCAGUAUGUAAAAAUAAAAUGAAAAUAAACAUGUAUGCACUCACUAACUGUAAGUCGCUCUGGAUAAGAGCGUCUGCUAAAUGACCAAAAAAAAAAAAUAAUGUUCCUGAGUAGCCUAGUUACAGUUUUGACUUAAAUCGGCUUGAAAAUCUAUGGCAAGACUUGAAAAUGACUGUCUAGCAGUGAUCAACAACCAACUUGACAGAGCUUGAAUAAUUUAAAAAGGAUCAUGUGGAAAUAUUGUACAAUCCAGGUUUGCAAAGCUCUUAGAGACUUACCCAGAAAGACUGACAGCUGUAAUCGCUGCCAAAGGUGAUUCUAACAUGUGAUUCUAACAGGGGGUUGAAUACUUACACUACAUGACCAAAAGUAUCUGGACACCUGCUCGUCGAACAUCUAAUUCCAAAAUCAUGGGCAUUAAUAUGAAGUUGGUCCCCCCUUUGCUGCUAUAACAGCCUCCAACUCUUCUGGGAAGGCUUUCCACUAGAUGUUGGAACAUUGCUGCAGGGACUUGCUUCCAUUCAACCAGAAGAGCGUUAGUGAGGACGGGCACUGAUGUUGGGCGAUUAGGCCUGGCUCGCAGUUGGCAUUCCAUUUCAACCCAAAGGUGUUCGACGGGGUUGAGGUCAGGGCUCUGCAGGCCAGUCAAGUUCUUCCACACCGAUCUUGACAAAACAUUUCUGUAUGGACCUCGCUUUGUGCACAGGGGCAUUGCUGAAACAGGAAAGGGCCUUCCCCAAACUGUUGCCACAAAGUUGGAAGCACAAAAUUGUCUAGAAUGUAAUUGUAUGCUGUAGUGUUAAGAUUUCCCUUCACUGUACCUAACUAAGGGGCCUAGCCUGAACCAUGAAAACAGCCCCAGACCAUUAUUCCUCCUCCACCAAACUUUACAGUUGGCACUAUGCAUUGGGGCUGGUAGCAUUCUCCUGGCAUCCGCCAAACCCAGAUUUGUCCGUCUGACUGCCAGAUGGUGAGGCGUGAUUCAUCACUCCAGAGAAGGCGUUUCCACUGCUCCAGAGUCCAAUGGUGGCGAGCUUUACACCACUCCAGCCGACGCUUGGCAUUGCGCAUGGUGAGCUUAGGCUUGUGUGCGGCUGCUCGGCCAUGUUGCUUCCAGAGGCAGUUUGGAACUCGGUAGUGAGUGUUGCAACCGAAGACAGACAAUUUUUACGCGCUACGCGCUUUAGCACUCAGCGGUCCCGUUCUGUGCGCUUGUGUGGCCUACCACUUCGCGGCUGAGCCGUUGUUGCUCCUAGACGUUUCCACAUCACAAUAACAGCACUUGUUGGAAAGGUGGCAUCGUAUGACGGUGCCACAGUGAAAGUCACUGAGCUCUUCAGGAAGGCCAUUCUACUGUCAAUUUUUAUGUAUGGAGACUGCAUGGCUGUGUGCUCGAUUUUAUACACCUGUCAGCAACGGGUGUGGCUGAAAUAGCCGAAUCCACUAAAUUGAAGGGAUGUCCAAAUACUUUUGUAUAUAUAGUGUAUCUAAUCAAAAUAUAUUAGUGUUUUAUUUUACAUUAAUUUAAAAAGAAGUUAGAAUGUUUCUACCACUAUGAAUUAAAUCAUUUUAAUUCCACUUUGUAACACAUCAAAAUGUGGAAUAAGUCAAGGGGUGUGAAUUCUUUCUGAAGGAACUGAACAGUGGCUUGCGAAAGGAUUCACCCCCCAUGGCAUUUUUCCUACUUUGUUGCCUUACAACCUGGAAUUAAAAUAGAUUUUUGGGGGGGUUUGUGUCAUUUGAUUUACACAACAUGCCUACCACUUUGAAGUUGCAAAAUAAUUUUUUUUGUGAAACAAACAACAAAUAAGACAAAAAAACAGACAACUUGAGUGUGCAUAACUAUUCACCCCCCAAAGUCAAUACUUUGUAGACCCACUAUUUGCAGCAAUUACAGCUGCAAGUCUCUUGGGGUGUGUCUAUAAGCUUGGUACAUCUAGUCGCUGGGAUUUUUAUGCCCAUUCUUCAAGGCAAAACUACUCCAGCUCCUUCAAGUUGGAUGGGUUCCGCUGGUGUACAGCAAUCUUUAAGUCAUACCACAUAUUCUCAAUUGGAUUGAGGUCUGGGCUUUGACUAGGCCAUUCCAAGACAUUUAAAUGUUUCCCCUUAAACCACUCGAGUGUCGCUUUAGCAAUAUGCUUAGGGUCAUUGUCCUGCUGGAAGGUGAACCGCCGUCCCAGUCUCAAAUCUCUGGAAGACAAACAGGUUUCCCUCAAGAAUUUCCCUGUAUUCAGCGCCAUCCAUCAUUCCUUCAAUUUUGACCAGUUUCCCAGUCCCUGCCGAUGAAAAACAUCCCCACAGCAUGAUGCUGCCACCACCAUGCUUCACUGUGGGGAUGGUGUUCUCGGGGUGAUGAGAGGUGUUGGGUUUGCGCCAGACAUAGCGUUUUCCUUGAUGGCCGAAAAGCUCAAUUUUAGUCUCAUCUGACGAGAGUACCUUCUUCCAUAUGUUUGGCGAGUCUCCCACAUGCCUUUUGGCGAACACCAAAUGUUUUUUCUGGCCACUCUUCCGUAAAGCCCAGCUCUGUGGAGUGUACGGCUUAAAGUGGUCCUAUGGACAGAUACUCCAAUCUCUGCUGUGGAGUUUUGCAUCUCCUUCAGGGUUAUCUUUGGUCUCUUUGUUGCCUCUCUGAUUAAUGCCCUCCUUGCCUGGUCCGUGAGUUUGGUGGGCGGCCCUCUCUUGGCAGGUUUGUUGUGGUGCCAUAUUCUUUCCAUUUUUUUAUAAUGGAUUUAAUGGUGGUCCAUGGGAUGUUAAAAGUUACUGAUAUUUUUUUAUAACCCAACCCUGAUCUGUACUUCUCCACAACUUUGUCCCUGACCUGUUUGGAGAACUCCUUGGUCUUCAUGGUGCCGCUUGCUUGGUGGUGCCGCUUGCUUGGUGGUGCCCCUUGCUUAGUGGUGUUGCAGACUCUGGGGCCUUUCUGAACAGGUGUAUAUAUACUGAGCUCAUGUGACAUAGAUUGCACGCAGGUGGAGUUUAUUUAACUAAUUAUGUGACUUCUGAAGGGAAUUGGUUGCACCAGAUCUUAUUUAGGGGCAAUUUUUGAAACAAAGUAUUUUUUUCAUUUCACUUCACCAAUUUGGACUAUUUUGUGUAUGUCCAUUACAUGAAAUCCAAAUAAAACUAUUUAAAUGACAGGUUCUAAUGCAACAAAAUAGGAAAAAUGCCAAGGGGGAUGAAUACUUUUGCUAGGCACUGUAUGUAUGUGUACUGCCUGCAGAACUAGUAUUGUGUGUGUUGCAUGUUGUGAUUGUUUGAACACAAUAGUAAACAUCGCUCUCUUCUUUCUCAGGUGAUAUCACUCAGAAGGGAUAUGAGAAGAAAAAGACUAAACUUCUGCUUCCCUUCUUCAUUCAAACACCAGGUAAGAAACAUUGACCUAUCCUCUUAUCCUGGAUUUAAAAAAAAUCUCCUCUUUUCCCACUCAUAGAAUUUGAGCCAUGUGACACUUAGGCCUAUGAGAACAUACCUUUCAUAUCCAACUACUGUUUUUGUUUGGUUUUAGUUUAUUUACAAAAAUCAUCAUGAUGUUCAUGGUCAUAGCUGUUUGGUGCUCACUGCUUCCUCUCAGUGGUAGCUCCGGUCACUACAGUUUAUCCAGUCUUUCCUCCAGUCCAGUUCAGAGAAAGACCAUUAUCCUCUCCUGACAGCCAGGCACCACUUCCCUCUUUAUUAGCCCACUAACGAUUGUCUGUAAAUAUCAGCUAUUCUCGGGAAUUACUAAAGCUGCUCCCAUGUUUACAAUGUCUUGAUGAGCUGUUAUGGUUAGACGGAAUCCUUUUAUAAACAUCUUUAAAACAUUUAUGAAAAUACUUUAUGUUGUAAAAGCACAUGUAGAACCUAAUGACAUUUUGUAAGAUUGUAUCAGAUUAUAGGAUGAUUUCUCUUGAGUUGAUUAGGAAUCUCUAUUUGAGAGGCUGCAAUACUCUUCAUCAUGUGAUGUAACAUAGCAUCACUUACUGACUUGGUCACAUAGACGUCAGGUCUAGGGCUGUUACGGUGACCGUAUUACAACCACACCGGAGGUCACGAGUCAUGAUGGCAGUCAAAUUUCACGUGACCGUUUAGUCAUGGUAGUUAGUCUUCUCCAAGCUCUGAUGCUGCUGAUUGUCAUUAGUAGCCUACCAAACGUGCCAACUGCCUGGUACUAGUUUAUCAACAUUUUAAGCUAAAUGUUCUGAUCUGUUGCAUCAGCCUCAUUGCUUUUAAACGUUUUUUUAACGCUAGUGGUUGUAUUCAUUUGGGAUCUAUCGCCUCCCACAACUGUCCCAGACUCUGCUUGAUUAUUUAUUUCUCGUACAGAAUAGAAUAUGUCAACUUUUGUACUAUGGGGGAUAGUAAAUGGACAUAGGCUAGUGCUUUUGCUGUUCGUUAGGCCUACUCAUCUUGUUGGCUGACGAAAAGUUAAUUGGUAGUUCUUCCAAUAUAUUCAAUAUGUGCAUAAAUAACUCUAAAUUAAACAUAUAGGAGGACCUGUUGCUUUAAAAAAAAAAAUUGUCUGUCGGCUAUAGAUAGAUUGUAACUUCCAUCAAUGUAAUUGUCUGCAUCACUUCCAAUCCCCCAUGUUUUUUAUAUAUAUACUCCCCUUUAUUACUUUUCAACCCCGCCAUCCUUUCCCUACUUGGGGUAAAUUAGUGAACAACAAUGCCCAGGCCUCUACUUCCAGCCUAUACUUACUAUCUACACCUUAUGGACACAGUCAAUUUUACAAUAAUUCUAUUUUAUUUGUUUUUGCUCCUGAACUUCUUCUACUCUCAACCUCUCCGAUCAUUUUCAUGAUGUCCAUCCGGUUUGCUUCUAUAUGCCAUAUCUUUCUAACUGUGCUCUUUCCCAAAAGCUCCCAACAUACAACCUAUAUACUUAUUAUGGACACAGUAUGCUUACAUUAUUAAUUAUCUUGUUAUUAUUUGUUGUUAUUUGUUAUUUGUCCCAUCCUUCAACUCCAUUAAAUAUCUCCCAUCUAUCUCGUAACACCAUCCAUAUAGGAUUUCUAUUUGCCAUAUAUAUUUCAACCGUACUGUGAUGUUUUACAAAAGUUCUGAACCUUUCUAUUCUCAUUGCUUCUACAGAUUGUGAAUUAAAAAUAAACAUUUUUGCUAAAAGUAUUAUUAUAUUAUUGAUCGAUUGACUGACUUUUCAGAUCACCCAGUAGUGCUAUCUGCAGGGUUAGCUUCAGGUAAAUAUUGCAAUCCUUUAGCCAUUCCUGGACCUGUGUCCAAAAACAAGCUACAAAUGGACAGAACCAAAACAAAUGAUCUAAUGAUUCUGUCUCUUCACAGCAAAAUCUGCAAAGCUGGGAAGAUUGUAUCCCCCAUAUAAAUAACAUUCUAUUGGUAGCAAGAAUUUUAUAUAAUAAUUUAAAUUGAAAGAUUCUAAUUUUUGAAUCCGGUGUCGUUUUACAUGUCAGUUCAUAAACACUAUGCCAUGGGAUCGGUACGUCAAAAAUCUCUUCCCAACUAUUUUGCAAUCUAUAUGGGACGGCUGUAAAUCCUUUGGUCCUCAAAUGAAACUGAUAUACUUUUUUAUUUAUCACAGUUUUCAAUUAUGUUCUUUAAUGCAAGGCCGACAGACAAGUUCCUUACUUUCUCCCCCUUCCACUUUCCUCUUCCACUUUUGCGGUAAGGCUGCAAUUAUUUGGUUGUAAUUUUGGGUAGAGCAGACAUGUUUUUGUUAGCUGCAUGUGCGACAUAACUCCACCAGUCCUACCGAUGAUAUCAUUUACGAAGAUUAUACCUUUUUUAAACAUUCUGUCAAAAAAUAAAGGUUUUUUGUCAAUUAGUAUAUUUGAAUUUAACCACAAUAUUUGUUGCAUUAUUUGUUCUGUCGUUUCUGGAGGAUUAAAUUGAAAUUGCAACCAACUUUCUAUGGCUUGUUUUAGAAAUAGUGAUAUUUGCGAGAUGAUUUCCUUUUCAAAUAACUGAACAUGAGUGGUUGUAAUCUGAAUAAAGGGAAAAAGGCCAUUCUUGAACAUUGCGUGAGACAAUCUUACUAAUUUGCUUGAGAACCAGUUCGGAUUUAAGUAUAACUUUUGUAUGACUGAAGCUUUUAGUGAUAGGUCUAAUGCUUUAAUAUUUAAUAAUUUCUGUCCUCCGAAUUCAUAUUCAUUAUAUAAAUAGGCCCUUUUAAUUUUGUCUGGCUUGCCGUUCCAAAUAAAAUUGAAUAUUUUUUUCUAAUAUAAUUUAAAAAACUGUUCGCUAGGUGUAGGCAAGACCAUAAGCAAAUAGGUAAACUGGGAUAAUACUAAAGAGUUAAUUAGGGUGAUUUUUCCACAAAUUGACAGGUAUUUACCUUUCCAUGGUAGCAAGAUCUUAUCUAUUUUUGCUAACUUUCUAUUAAAAUUAUUUGAAGUGAGAUCAUUUAUUUCCUUUGGGAUAUGUAUUCCGAGUAUAUCCACAUCACCAUCAGACCAUUUUAUUGGUAAACUACAUGGUAAUGUAAAUUUUUUAUUUUUUAGUGAUCCAAUACGUAAUAUAGUACAUUUGUCAUAAUUUAGUUGUAAUCCAGAGAGGUUAGAAAAUGUAUCUAGAUCCUCUAUGAGGCUGUGGAGGGAUUCUAGUUGUGGAUUUAAAAGAAAACAUGAAUCAUCAGCAUACAAUGACACCUUUGUUUUUAAGCCCUGGAUUUCUAAUCCUCUGAUAUUAUUAUUGGAUCUGAUUUUAAUAGCUAACAUCUCGAUGGCCACAAUAAAUAGAUAUGCCGAUAGUGGACAACCUUGUUUCACUCCUCUUGACAGUUUAAUACUUUCUGAGAAAUAGCCAUUAUUUACUAUUUUACACCUAUUUUCUAUGGGGUUGAGAUCUGGAGACUGGCUAGGCCACUCCAGGACCUUGAAAUGCUUCUUACGAAGCCACUCCUUCAUUGCCCAGGCGGUGUGUUUAGGAUCAUUGUCAUGCUAUAAGACCCAGCCACGUUUCAUCUUCAAUGCCCUUGCUGAUGGAAGGAGGUUUUCACUCAAAAUCUUACGAUACAUGGCCCCAUUCAUUCUUUCCUUUACACGGAUCAGUCGUCCUGGUCCCUUUGCAGAAAAACAGCCCCAAAGCAUGAUGUUUCCACCCCCAUGCUUCACAGUAGGUAUGGUGUUCUUUGGAUGCAACUCAGCAUUCUUUGUCCUCCAAACACCACGAGUUGAGUUUUUACCAAAAUGUUCUAUUUUGGUUUCAUCUGACCAUAUGACAUUCUCCCAAUCCUCUUCUGGAUCAUCCAAAUGCACUCUAGCAAACUUCAGACGGGCCUGGACAUGUACUAGCUUAAGCAGGGGGACACGUCUGGCACUGCAGGAUUUGAGUCCCUGGCGGCGUAGUGUGUUACUGAUGGUAGGCUUUGUUACUUUGGUCCCAGCUCUCUGCAUGUCAUUCACUAGGUCCCCCCGUGUGGUUCUGGGAUUUUUGCUCACCGUUCUUGUGAUCAUUUUGACCCCACGGGGUGAGAUCUUGCGUGGAGCCCCAGAUCGAGGGAGAUUAUCAGUGGUCUUGUAUGUCUUCCAUUUCCUAAUAAUUGCUCCCACAGAUGAUUUCUUCAAACCAAGCUGCUUACCUAUUGCAGAUUCAGUCUUCCCAGCCUGGUGCAGGUCUACAAUUUUGUUUCUGGUGUCCUUUGACAGCUCUUUGUUCUUGGCCAUAGUGGAGUUUGGAGUGUGACUGUUUGAGGUUGUGGACAGGUGUCUUUUAUACUGAUAACAAGUUCAAACAGGUGCCAUUAAUACAGGUAACGAGUGGAGGACAGAGGAGCCUCUUAAAGAAGAAGUUACAGGUCUGUGAGAGCCAGAAAUCUUGCUUGUUUGUAGGUGACCAAAUACUUAUUUUCCACCAUAAUUUGCAAAUAAAUUCAUAAAAAAUCCUACAAUGUGAUUUUCUGGAUUUUUUUUCCUCAAUUUGUCUGUCAUAGUUGACGUGUACCUAUGAUGAAAAUUACAGGUCUCUCUCAUCUUUUUAAGUGGGAGAACUUGCACAAUUGGUGGCUGACUAAAUACUUUUUUCCCCCACUGUAUAAACCCCAGUCGUACUUUAUCAAAUGCCUUUUCGAAGUCUGCUAUGAAUAGCAGGCCUGGUUUCCCAUAUUUCCCAUAGUGUUCUAUUGUUUCCAAUACUUGCCUUAUAUUAUCUCCAAUGUAUCUUCCAUGUAAAAAACCUGUCUGAUUAGAAUGAAUAAUAUCCGACAAUACCUUUUUAAUUCUAUGCGCUAUACAUUUUGCUAGAAUUUUAGCAUCACAACACUGAAGUGUAAGGGGCUUCCAAUUAUUUAAAUGGACUGGAUCUUUAUAUUUUCCACUUGUAUCCUGUUUCAGUAAUAAUGAGAUCAGACCUUCUUCUUGAGUGUCAGAUAAUCUACCAUUUACAUAGGAGUGGUUAAAACAUGCUAAUAAGGGUCCUCUUAGUAUAUCAAACAAGGUUUGGUAUACCUUGACUGGUAUGCCAUCCAACCCUGGAGUUUUCCUGGACUUAAAAUCUUUAAUUGCAUCCAGAAGUUCCUCCUCUGUAAUUUCACCUUCACAUGAGUCUUUCUGUAUGGCUGUUAAUUUUACAUUAUCAAUAGAAAAAAAAUCUCUACAAUUAGCUUCAGUUAGAGGAGAUGGAUGCGACUGAAAAGAAAACAUAUGCUUAAAGUACUUUGUUUCCUCCUUCAAAAUAUCAUUUGGUGAAUCAUGGGUGACUCCGUCAAUUGUAACCAGUUUCAUUAAGUUAUUUUUGGUAGGAUUCCUAUGUUGAAGAUUAAAAAAGAAUUUUGUGCAUUUUUCCCCAUAUUCCAUCCAGUUUGCUUUAUUUUUUAUAAUAUAUUACACUUGAUCUUUCUUGAAUAAGUUUCUCCAUUUCUUUUUGUUUUUCCUCUAAUUUAUUCUGAGCCUCUAUGUUACAGUUUUUAUUGCCAUCUAUCUGUUCUGUUAGACUUUCUAUUUCCUUUGUUAGUAUAAACUCUUUUGACCUAAAUUGCUUUUGUUUUCGAGAUGAGUACUGAAUUGCAUGGCCUCUAAAGGCACAUUUAAAGGUGUCCCAUACAAUAAGUGGAUUUGCUGUACCUAUGUUUGUGACACUCUGGCUCUGGGACUUUUGUAUUUGAGCCAGGGUGUAUUUUGUUUUGUGGGGUUUUGGUUGUAUUUCUAUGUUUGCAUUUCUGUGGGUGUAUUUCUAUCACGUCUAUGACUCCCAAUCGGAGGUAACGAGUGUCAGCUGUCGGCUCGUUAUCUCUGAUUGGGAGCCAUAUUUAAUCUAAAUGUUUUCCUGUGGGAAUUGUGGGUUUUUGUUCCAAGUUUAGUCUUUGUUACUGUUGGACUUCACUUUCGUCUUUUGUUUUGUAUUGACGUGCUUUUCUAAUUAAAAGUCAUCAUGUUCACUCGCAACGCUGCGCCUUGGUCUCCUGUUUUAGACGAUCGUGACAGAAAAACCCACCAUAAGAGGACCAAGCAGCGUGUCAAGCGGCAACAGGACCCAGCUCCAAAGGAUUCAUGGACAUGGGAGGAGAUACUGGCUGGAAAGGGUCCUUGGGCACAACCGGGAGAAUAUCGCCGCCCUCGUGAAGAGCUGGAGGCAGCUAAAGCCGAGAGGAGGCGGUAUGAGGAGGCAGCACGGAGUCAAGGCUGGAAGCCCGUGGGUACUACCCAAAAAUUUAUUGGGGGGGGGCUAAAAGGGAGUGUGGCGAAGUCAGGUAGGAGACCUGCGCCUACUCCCUGGACUUACCGUGGAGAGCGAGAGUACGGGCAGACACCGUGUUACGCAGUAGAGCGCAUGGUGUCUCCUGUACGCAGGCAUAGCCCGGUUCGGUACAUUCCAGCUCCACGUAUCGGCCGGGCUAGAUUGAGCGUUGAGCCGAAUGUCAUGAAGCCGGCCCAACGCAUCAGGCCACCAGUGCGUCUUCUCGGGCCGGCGUACAUGGCACCAGCCUUACGCAUGGUGUUCCCGGUUCGCCCACAUAGGCCGGUGCGGGUUAUUCCACCUCCCCGUACUGGUCGGGCGACGGGGAGCAUCAACCCGGGUAAGGUUGGGCAGGCUCAGUGCUCAAGGGGGCCAGUAAGCCUGCACGGUCCGGUAUUUCCGGCGCCACCUCCCCGCUCCAGCCCAGUACCACCAGUGCCUACACCACGCACCAAGCCUCCUGUGUGUUCCCCGAGUCCUGUGCGUCCUGUUGCUGCUCCCCGCACUAGCCCUGAGAUGCGUGUCCUCAGCCCGGUACCUCCAGUUCCGGCACCACGCACCAGGCCUACGGUGCGCCUCAGACGGCCAGAGUCUGCCGUCUGCCCAACGGGGCCUGAACUGCCCGUCUGCCCAAAGGCGCUUAAGCCGCCCGUCUGCCAUGAGCCUUCAGAGCCGUCCGCCAGACCGGAGCCGCUAGAGUCUUCCGCCAGACAGGAUCAGCCAGAGCCUUCCGCCAGACAGGAUCAGCCAGAGCCUUCCGCCAGCCAUGAGCAGCCAGAUCCGUCAGCCAGCCAUGAGCAGCCAGAUCCGUCAGCCAGCCAUGAGCAGCCAGAUCCGUCAGCCAGCCAUGAGCAGCCAGAUCCGUCAGCCAGCCAUGAGCAGCCAGAUCCGUCAGCCAGCCAUGAGCAGCCAGAUCCGUCAGCCAGCCAUGAGCAGCCAGAUCCGUCAGCCAGCCAUGAGCAGCCAGAUCCGUCAGCCAGCCAUGAGCAGCCAGAUCCUUCAGCCAGCCAUGAGCAGCCAGAUCCGUCGGCCAGCCAUGAGCAGCCAGAUCCGUCGGCCAGCCAUGAGCAGCCAGAUCCGUCAGCCAGCCAUGAGCAGCCAGAUCCGUCGGCCAGCCAUGAGCAGCCAGAUCCGUCGGCCAGCCAUGAGCAGCCAGAUCCGUCAGCCAGCCAUGAGCAGCCAGAUCCGUCAGCCAGCCAUGAGCAGCCAGAUCCUUCAGCCAGCCAUGAGCCGUCCAGCCAGGAUCCGCCAGAGCCGUCCAGCCAGGACACGCCAGAGCCAGCCAGCCAGGAUCCGCCAGUGAGUCCGGUGCUGUCCCUUAGCCCGGUGCUGCCCCUUAUCCUGGUGCUGCCCCUUAGUCCGGUACUGCCCCUUAGUCCGGUGCUGCCCCUUAGUCCGGUGCUGCCCUUUAGUCCGGUGCCGCCCCUUAAUCCAGUGGGGUUUAGUUGGGGGGUGGUCAUGUGGAGGAGGCUACGGAGGCGGAUAGUGACUAAGGUGGGGUGGGGACCACGACCAGGGCCAGAACCGCCACCGUGGACAGACGCCCACCCAGACCCUCCCCUAGACUGUAUGCUGGUGCGCCCGGAGUGCGCACCUUUAGGGGGGGGUACUGUGACACUCUGGCUCUGGGACUUUUGUAUUUGAGCCAGGGUGUAUUUUGUUUUGUGGGGUUUUGGUUGUAUUUCUAUGUUUGCAUUUCUGUGGGUGUAUUUCUAUCACGUCUAUGACUCCCAAUCGGAGGUAACGAGUGUCAGCUGUCGGCUCGUUAUCUCUGAUUGGGAGCCAUAUUUAAUCUAAAUGUUUUCCUGUGGGAAUUGUGGGUUUUUGUUCCAAGUUUAGUCUUUGUUACUGUUGGACUUCACUUUCGUCUUUUGUUUUGUAUUGACGUGCUUUUCUAAUUAAAAGUCAUCAUGUUCACUCGCAACGCUGCGCCUUGGUCUCCUGUUUUAGACGAUCGUGACAAUGUUAUGUUUGAAAAAGUCAGUUAUAAAUUCCUUUGUUCUAAUUAUAAAUAAAUUAUCAUCCAAUAGGCUUUGAUUAAAUUUCCAAUAUCCUCGCCCACAUGGAAAUUCAGUAAGAGUAAUGUUUCUUUGUUAACCGCUCAACACAGAAUAGCUGCAUGUGCGCACUCCCUCAAAUUGUUUUGGAGAAAAUAUAUUUUCUGUUUUAUUCAGCUUUGUUCAAUUGUGUUCUUCAUACUAUAAAAUAAUAUAAAAUAAUGACACGGAAUUCUAAGCAAAUCUUGUCUGCUAAAUGAACUAGUGUAGCUCACAGCCAUAUGGCAUAGCCAGAUCAGGGCCUAACAUACUGUAAGGACGACUCAGAAUAUGCUAUUCUGUUCUUCUGAAAUAGACUACAUUUUCUUCAUAUCAUGUUUUUUCAUACCUGUCUAAAAUAAAUAAUGGAUUUAUUGUGAUGGUGUAGGCUAUAUUAAAUGGAUUUAUUAGACUUGUUAAAAUGUAGAUGUUCCAAAGAUCUGCAUCAGUGGCUUGUAGGCUAUGCAUGGAGGCCUGGAGAUGCUAAAUGUGUUUAUGUUAAUUAACGGUCAAUUACCGUGAGACCGGCAGUUAUUUGCUUGACAAUCACCGGCUGACAAAUUUUCAUGACUGCCACAGGCCUAGUCAGGUCAAGGGUCAAGGGAAGAACUGAAAGCGUGGAUAGUUCUGAGCCCUUUCUGUCUGUAUCCAUGGAAAGGACAUAGCCACAUCUCUAUACAUGUACUCUGUGGAACAUGAGCUACUAUAUACUAUGUACUUUGUUUACUGUCUUGUGAUCUCCUAAUCAUCUACUUAAUUAUUUUGUGCUCCCCAGUGGAACCUCCCCCCCCUGCCUACGAAGCGCAGGCUCCUGGUCCUAGCAACGGCUCUGGCUCCACCCAUGUCAAUGCUCACACACAGGCUCCUCCCCCCAGCUCCUCCUCUCGCUACCGUGAUCGUCGCUCCCGACGACCACACCGCAGCGGAGGGACCAGGGAUGACCGAUACCGAUCAGGUGAGCAACAACUUCUCUCCUUACAUAAGUUUAUGUUUUCAAUUGACACUUAGUCACCUAAGGAAAUCCAGUCAUAGGCAAAAAUGUUGAGUUUUUCAUUCAUGUUAGGUUUGGUCUAUUCUCUCAGUAUGUUCUUUAAUUUCGGUCAUUUUUUGGUCUAAUCUGGUUUGAAGCGGAAUCUCGUAAUCCCAUAAUUGUCUCAAAUAGAACAAUAAAAGGGAAGCACCGCUUUGCGUUUGUGUGUUGGAGUGUGAAUACUGUUUGAGGUCAUGUGUCUGUGUGUCCUGUUGGGUUGUGGAGAAAGGAAAGUCCCUAUACUCCUUACAGUGUUCAGCCUCUACAGGGGAGUCCAGAGUGAUGUCACGGCUUGGCAAUGUGCUUGGCUGUGGAGAGAGCAGGGGGAAUACUAAACAGGAUGAUGAACUCAGAACCAUAGAAUUCGAUUGUAGAUUCUAAAGAGUGCAGGGAAGGAGUGUUAGAAUGGAUCUUUAGAUGGUUGAAAAGGCAUGAAAGAACUGAGGAUUGCAGGGAAGUCUAUGAGAGUAUUUUUCUGUCCACCUUCUCUCUUUCUUUCUCUUUCUCUCGCUCCCUGUCUGUCUGUCUCUGUCUGUCUGUCUGUCUGUCUGUCUGUCUGUCUGUCUGUCUGUCUGUCUGUCUGUCUGUCUGUGUUACUAGAGGUGCACACAGUGUAAAUGUAUCCUCCCUCUAGGCAGCUUCAUGCUCUACCGUUUCUCUCUCCUUCCACUUCCGUCUCCUCCCUUCCCUGUCUGGACAGCCUCUGCAUCAGACUGGUCUCGCCUCUCACGUGACACACACACACACACACACACACACACACACACACACACACACUAAAUCAAUGCCAGUCUGAUGUGCCGGAGGGGCUGAAGGACUACCAUUGUGUGUGAUCUAUUGGAUCCUAUAGGAUGGCUGACCAGAUAGAGAGAACUGCAUGAACGUUUUCUUCAAGUUCCAUUUGAUAUGUGAAGGGAUCUCCGGGGAUCUUGCUGGAAGUCCGACUGCAUUUUGGGCAAAGUGAAGAAGGAUUGGGAACAAGGGAAAGGGAGUGGUAGCUGGUAGUCAGGAGGAAACACAGGCUGCAGGGACAAUGGAGAAGAACUGAAGAGGAUUGAGGAAAACACUGUUCUAUUACAGAGAAAUAGAGAGGAGGGAUAGAGAGGAGGGAUAAAGAGAGGGGUCAGGGAGAAGCAGGUCUGGGUGGUUUAGUCCUCCUUAUGAUGAACCUUCUGACACUUCAGUCUCAUUGAGAGAGAGGGGAGGGGGGGAAGAGGGAGAGAUGGAGGGAGGAGAUAUACAGAGAAAGGAAGACAGCAAGGGUGUGGGCAAGAGGACAGAGAGAUGUAGAAUUAGGUGUCAGCGAUAUGAUGGAUGUUUAGAUCCAGAAGGGCUUGUUCUGUUCACGUGUUUGUAGCCUACAUGGGUGUGUGGAAGGUAACAGCCAGUGUGUGUGUUGCUAGGUGCUUCUAGUGUAUGUGUGUAGUCUCUGCUGUUCAUUUGUUGGUUGCCGUGUGGGGCCGGAGAGGUGGAGGAGAGACGCGUUACAAUGUUAACAUCUUAACAACCGGCAACCUCACCUAUAUCAAUGGAGACGCCUCUUGGCCUCUCAGACAUGUGUGAUGGUCAUUCUCUCAUGUUUCUAUGGCGAUGAAUGAUUGUGCAUGCAGCAUAUGGGAAGAAUGGAAACAGAAUAGCAGUCUAUUUUUAGAAGAAUCAAAUGUUAUCCUAUGACAUUCUAUAGUGUUGGUUAUGCAAAGAGUUGUUUUUGAUGAUGGUUUAUGUAGAUUUUCUUACAUGUAGCCUAUGUAUUCUGAUUGUGUCUCUCAUGAAAGUGCUUGUGUGUCUUCUGCACAUGAUUCCUCUGUGUGUGUGUGUGUGUGUGCGUGUGCCUGUGUGUGUGUGUGCGUGCGUGUGCCUGUGUGGGGGGUGGGUGUGUGCAUGUGUGUAUGUACAGUGCCUUCAGAAAGUAUUCACACCCCUGACUUUUUCCACAUUUUGUUGUUACAAAGUGGGAUUAAAAUUGAUUUAAUUGUUAUUUUUUGUAAAUGAGCUACACAAAAUACUCUAAUGUCAAAGUGUAAGAAACAUUUGAACAGUUGUAAAACAUAGAUGAAAAAUAAAACCCUAAUAUAUCUUGAUUAGAUAAGUAUUCCAAAACGUCAAGGGGUGUGCUGUGAAUACUUUCUGAAGGUAAGGGAUGGGUGAGGAUGGUAAUAGCCCCUCUCUCUCCAGCACACAAACAGUGGUUUCCUGUUACAGCAGGACCUAACUGGCGUCUCUUCUCCUCUGAUGGUUAAAAGUCAAACAUCACUUCAGCUUUUACUGUGCUGAUUAUCUUUAUGCAUCAAUAUCUAUAGAAUAAUGAUUAUUGAAAGGUCUCCGUCAUGGGCAGUUUAUCCGUGGGUGUUCUCAUGUUCAAGUUCUUCCUCUCCAUCCCUAUCCGAUCAUCCAAAUUCUAAAGGGGAAUCUCGCUCUUGCUCUCUCUCUCUCUCUCUCUCUCUCUGCCUCAGAUAUCCACACAGAAACGGUGCAGGCUGCGUUGGCCAAACACAAGGAGGAGAAGAUGGCACUGCCGAUGCCCACCAAACGCCGCUCCACCUACAUCCAGUCGCCCGUCAUCAACUGCACCCCACCAGGUAGCGUAGGACUGACCCCCUCAAAUCAGCCUGACUGCUUCUAUUUCCUAAGGAACAGCCUAAGUAAGCUUUAUUGUUAGUACUAUAGAGUUUAAUCCUAAUGUCACACUCUCUCUUUCUAAUUCUCUCCAUCUCUCUUACGCUUUCUCCUAUCUCAGACUCGUCGUCAGCUUCAGAGGAUGAGGGUGCUAUGCUGAGGCAGUCGUCAGUGGGGGACAAUUUGGGGGCUCCGGACCCUCCCGCUCUGCUGCAGCCCCCCAGUCUGCAGAGCCCUGACUCCUGGAUCAACCGCUCUGUCCAGGGCUCGUCCACCUCCUCCUCUGCUUCCUCCACCCUGUCCCACGGAGAGGGCAAGCCCCAGCCUCAACCAUCCCAGCCCCAGCCCCAAGCCCAGCCCCAGUAUCAGCCCCAGUAUCAGCCCCAGUAUCAGCCCCAGUAUCAGCCCCAGUAUCAGCCCCAAUAUCAGCCCCAGUAUCAGCCCCAGUCACAGUCACAGCAUCCAGUCAUAGCUGACAUGCUGGCUCACGCACGCAUCGGUAAGAAUGUCCUCAUGACCACGACACUAGAAUGCCAUGACCUGUAUCCCUAUAUAAGGUUAACUGAGCAGAUAAAAUGACCCUGUCUUCCUCCCAGGUCCCUCAGAGAACAGCGCCCCCCCAGACGUGACAACAGCGGCCCCCCAGGCCAGGGGCUUCUCUCAGGUGGACCGACCCAACAACCCUCCCGUGGUCCGGGGGAUGAGCCGCGGACAGAGUCGCUCCAGCAUGAUGGAAACAGCCGACGGUAAGAAUAGCAUCUUUAUUAGGGUCGCUGUGUAUGUGUGUGUGAUGGGUCAUGUAGGAGUACGGAAGUGUGUAUGUGUGAGAUUGUGAGUGUGUGUCCUCAUCGACUCAUACAAUUUUGCAUUUCCAUCGAAAAUAACCUUUUUGAAGUAAUAGUAUUUUUCUUGAAUAACAUGUUGAUUUCCGCCUGGACCAUAUCAUUAACCAAACCAUGUUGCUUUCUUUUCUUCUGGUCUUUUUCCACACUGUCACAUGUUAUUUUGACUGGCAAUAGGUAACAGAAGAGGUAACACAUGUCAUGAACUAGUGGUGUUAUAUAUAUAUAUAUAUAUAUAUAUAUAUAUAUAUAUAUAUAUAUAUAUAUAUAUACAGUGGGGAGAACAAGUAUUUGAUACAAUGCCGAUUUUGCAGGUUUUCCUACUUACAAAGCAUGUAGAGAUCUGUAAUUUUUAUCAUAGGUACACUUCAACUGUGAGAGACGGAAUCUAAAACAAAAAUCCAGAAAAUCACAUUGAAUGAUUUUUAAGUAAUUAAUUUGCAUUUUAUUGCAUGACAUAAGUAUUUGAUACAUCAGAAAAGCAGAACUUAAUAUUUGGUACAGAAACCUUUGUUUGCAAUUACAGAGAUCAUACGUUUCCUGUAGGUCUUGACCAGGUUUGCACACACUGCAGCAGGGAUUUUGGCCCACUCCUCCAUACAGACCUUCUCUAGAUCCUUCAGGUUUCGGGGCUGUCGCUGGGCAAUAAGGACUUUCAGCUCCCUCCAAAGAUUUUCCUUUGGUUCAGGUCUGGAGACUGGCUAGGCCACUCCAGGACCUUGAGAUGCUUCUUACGGAGCCACUCCUUAGUUGCCCUGGCUGUGUGUUUCGGGUCGUUGUCAUGCUGGAAGACCCAGCCACGACCCAUCUUCAAUGCUCUUACUGAGGGAAGGAAGUUGUUGGCCAAGAUCUCACGAUACAUGGCCCCAUCCAUCCUCCCCUCAAUACGGUGCAGUCGUCCUGUCCCUUUUGCAGAAAAGCAUCCCCAAAGAAUGAUGUUUCCACCUCCAUGCUUCACGGUUGGGAUGGUGUUCUUGGGGUUGUACUCAUCCUUCUUCUUCCUCCAAACACAGCGAGUGGAGUUUAGACCAAAAAGCUCUAUUUUUGUCUCAUCAGACCACAUGACCUUCUCCCAUUCCUCCUCUGGAUCAUCCAGAUGGUCAUUGGCAAACUUCAGACGGGCCUGGACAUGUGCUGGCUUGAGCAGGGGGACCUUGCGUGCGCUGCAGGAUUUUAAUCCAUGACGGCGUAGUGUGUUACUAAUGGUUUUCUUUGAGACUGUGGUCCCAGCUCUCUUCAGGUCAUUGACCAGGUCCUGCCGUGUAGUUCUGGGCUGAUCCCUCACCUUCCUCAUGAUAAUUGAUGCCCCACGAGGUGAAAUCUUGCAUGGAGCCCCAGACCGAGGUUGAUUGACCGUCAUCUUGAACUUCUUCCAUUUUCUAAUAAUUGCGCCAACAGUUGUUGCCUUCUCACCAAGCUGCUUGCCUAUUGUCCUGUAGCCCAUCCCAGCCUUGUGCAGGUCUACAAUUUUAUCCCUGAUGUCCUUACACAGCUCUCUGGUCUUGGCCAUUGUGGAGAGGUUGGAGUCUGUUUGAUUGAGUGUGUGGACAGGUGUCUUUUAUACUGGUAACGAGUUCAAACAGGUGCAGUUAAUACAGGUAAUGAGUGGAGAACAGGAGGGCUUCUUAAAGAAAAACUAACAGGUCUGUGAGAGCUGGAAUUCUUACUGGUUGGUAGGUGAUCAUAUACUUAUGUCAUGCAAUAAAAUGCAAAUUAAUUACUUAAAAAUCAUACAAUGUGAUUUUCUGGAAAUCGGCAGUGUAUCAAAUACUUGUUCUCCCCACUGUACAUGCCCAUCUGAAGUUUGCCAAUGAACAUCUGAAUGAUUCAGAGGAGAACUGGGUGAAAGUGUUGUGGUCAAAUUAGACCAAAAUGGAGCUCUUUGGCAUCAACUCAACUCGCCGUGUUUGGAGGAGGAGGAAUGCUGCCUAUGACCUCAAGAACACCAUCCCCACCGUCAAACAUGGAGGUGGAAACAUUAUGCUUUGGGGGUGUUUUUCUGCUAAGGGGACAGGACAACUUCACUGCAUCAAAGGGACGAUGGACAGGGCCAUAUACCGUCAAAUCUUGGGUGAGAACCUCCUUCCCUCAGCCAGGGCAUUGAAAAUGGGUCGUGGAUGGGUAUUCCAGCAUGACAAUGACCCAAAACACACGGCCAAAGCAACAAAGGAGUGGCUCAAGAAGAAGCACAUUAAGGUCCUGGAGUGGCCUAGCCAGUCUCCAGACCUUAAUCCCAUAGAAAAUCUGUGGAGGGAGCUGAAGGUUCGAGUUGCCAAACGUCAGCCUCAAAACCUUAAUGACUUGGAGAAGAUCUGCAAAGAGGAGUUGGACAAAAUCCCUCCUGAGUUGUGUGCAAACCUGGUGGCCAACUACAAGAAACGUCUGACCUCUGUGAUUGCCAACAAGGGUUUUGCCACCAAGUACUAAGUCAUGUUUUGCAGAGGGGUCAAAUACUUACUUCCCUCAUAACAUUUUUGACAUGCGUUUUUCUGGAUUUUGUUGUUGUUAUUCUGUCUCUCACUGUUCAAAUAAACCUACCAUUAAAAUUAUAGACUGAUCAUUUCUUUGUCAGUGGGCAAACGUACAAAAUCAGCAGGGGAUCAAAUACUUUUUUCCCUCACUGUACGUCUGUGUGCUGUUUGUGCCUUGUUCUUACCCUCUGUUUGUACCGAAUGAUCUUAGGGAGAAUAGUAGAUAUAACCAGAACCAACCUCUGAAACCGAAUGAAUCCUCAUGUGUUUUCCUAUUAUGACACCAAUGACUCCUAUUCUCUUCUACCUCAUGCCGACCCUCCCAGUCCUGGUCUAGAUGUAGCCCUUUGUCUGCUGGUUUUCAUUCUAAAAAGAAUUUAAGAAAAAAAAAACGCUUACAGGGGGAAAUUAUGAUUUGGAUUCAAAACUAGCAGACUGCGAGUGGAGAAAUAUUAUAGCGAAAUAAGGCAAGCCAGAAUUGUGUGUGAAGUCAAGACUUCCCUUCGUGUAUCGGGGCAGGGAGAGUGUGUGUAUGUGUGUGUGACAGUGUUUGUCGGACCCACCCCUCCAACCCCCACCCCAUACCCUCCAGGUGUCCCGGUUAACAGCAGGGUGUCCACUAAGAUUCAGCAGCUGCUCAACACCUUGAAGAGGCCCAAGAGGCCCCCCCUCAGUGAGUUCUUCAUGGACGACCAGGAGGAGAUCGUAGAGGGUGAGUCACCAUUUAUUCUUCAAUCAGUAGAUCUCUCUUAGCCUGGUCCCAGAUGUUAGUGCAGUCUUGCCAACUCCAGUCAGCACAAACAGAUCUGGGACCAGGCUAUAUCUCUGUCAAUGUCACCUACAAUGUUUUUAUUUCCACCCCUCUGUCCCAACCUCAAAGGUGCUCUCUGGUUAAUUCUGCUCACCCCCCCUCCUCCUCCAGUGCCUCAGCCGGACCCCAACACCCCGCGGCCAGAGGGCCGUCAGAUCAUCCCAGUGAAGGGGGAGCCCCUGGGGGUGGUCAGUAACUGGCCCCCUGCCCUCCAGGCUGCCCUGGCUCGCUGGGGGGCCACACAGGGCAAGAGCCCCGCCCUCACCGCCUUGGACAUCACUGGCAAACCCCUGUACACACUGACCUACGGUAAGAAACUUGGCCCACAGACAAAGCCCUGUACACACUGACCUACGGUAAGAAACUAGGCCCACAAACAAACCCCUGUACACACUGAUCUACGGUUAGAAACUUGGCCCACAGACAAAGCCCUGUACACACUGACCUACGGUAAGAAACUAGGCCCACAAACAAACCCCUGUACACACUGACCUACGGUACGUCACAGUAUCAACCCCCCCCCCCCCCCCUCUUCAUGGUAAUACCAUUGCUUAAAGUUAAAUAACUCAACUUACUAUAUAGUGAGGGUCAAGGCCUGGCCCUGGAUAAUGUAUUUCUUAUAUUCUUUCAGGUUAUUGUUGGUACUAUACUGUACUCAUGGUGUGGGUAGAGUAAUCAAAGUAAUGGAGGGUUAUGAGAGGAGGAGUAUGAGAUUGAUUGACAGAUUGUGCCACUGUUAUUUACGAUGCCCGCCCUCCCUCUUUCCUCUCUCCUCCUCCCUCCUCCCCUUCUCCCUCCAUCAGGAAAGCUGUGGAGCCACAGUGUGAAGCUGGCCUACACCCUACUCAAUAAACUGGGGCCCAAGAACGAGCAGGUCCUCAAGCCUGGGGACAGGGUGAGACACACAGACUCACACUACUUCUACUUCCCUCUGUGUCGUAAUGAUAUAUCGUCAAAACAAUCCCAUACAUUAAAGCUGCAAUAUGUACAUUUUGGGGCGACGUGACCAAAUUCACAUAGACAUUUUAGUUAUAGAUCUGUCAUUAUCAUUGAAGCAGUAGAUAUGUUCUAUGUGCACUAUUUCUAUGCUUCCCGUGCUUACGUUUUUCGUCUUUUACUUUCGGUUUUGUACACAAGCUUCAAACAGCUGAAAAUACAAUAUUUUUGGUUAUGUAAAAUAUAUUUGGCAGCAGUUUAGAUGGUACAAUGAUUCUCUACACUACAUUAUACUUGGUUGAUUUGUCACAUAAACUGAAAUGAGGCGAAGUAUCCGAAUUUUAGCAACCAGGAAGUGGCGGAGCAAUUUCUGCAUAGUGCACCUUUUUAAGGUCCAUACAUACAACUUCGUUUUUUCUUUUAUUUCCUGUAGGUGGCUCUAGUGUACCCUAACAGUGACCCUGGGAUGUUCUUGGUGGCCUUCUAUGGCUGCCUACUAGCUGAGGUCAUCCCUGUCCCUAUAGAGGUACCUCUGUCUCGCAAGGUAAGGAACAUGCCAUUGGAACUUAUUCAAACCCACAUUGACAUGCUGUUAUAUCUGCUCUGGGAUUGACUCCAUGUCUCAUUGUUGUUCCGCCACCAGGAUGCAGGCAGUAGUCAGGUGGGCUUCUUGCUGGGCAGCUGUAGUGUGAGUCUGGCACUGACCAGUGAGAUCUGUCUGAAGGGACUUCCCAAGAUGCCCUCCGGAGAGAUACUACAGUUUAAAGGUCAGGAGCUGCCUCUCUUACUGCCGUGUUCCAGAGCAUCAAUGUUACUCCGUCACAGGUGACCGACUGAGUAGACUGACUGAUCUACAAAUAAUAAUUAGUUAUUUAGGAAGCCAGGUGGUUUGUAGUCAUCGAGUCGGCGACUGCAAUCUGGUCGAUCUCAAACACAACCAUUGUCUCUGGAGAUCCAAAUGUGAUACUUUUCCUCUUUCGCUAUGAGUCUCUUUUUAAUGAAGUUGAUUGGCUGAUGUAUGAUAUUGACUGUCUCUUAUAGGCUGGCCUCGGCUAAAGUGGGUGGUGACAGACUCCAAGUACCUCAUCAAACCUGGCAAGGACUGGCAGCCCCACAUCCCUACAGCUAACACUGACCCUGCAUACAUAGAGGUGAGACGUGUGUGUACGUGCACAUGCAUGUGUGUGUACUCCUAAUCCAAUCCUAAGUAAUUGUGUUUUCUCUCCCUCUAGUACAAGGCUAGUAAGGAGGGCACAGUGAUGGGUGUGGCUGUGUCUAAGGUGGCCAUGUUGACCCAUUGCCAAGCACUGACCCAGGCCUGCAACUACUGUGAGGGUGAGUAACUACAUUAUAUGAGAGAGACAUACUCUAUCGUGAGAGUAAAUCUAUGGCAUUUUAUGAGGACGAUACACAGGGAACAAGUGUUUGAAGGAUGCUUCUCAUAGGGACUUAUCUGUUUCUGUUCUUAGGUGAGACACUAGUGAAUGUUCUGGACUUUAAAAAGGACAUGGGCCUGUGGCAUGGAGUUCUCACGGUGAGUGUGUGGUGAUGGGAGGAUAAUAGUUACUGAUUUCAUAUCAUAUGUAUUUCCGUUUAAUAAGUUGAAUUUUGUUCUUCUUUCAGAGUGUAAUGAACAGGAUCCACACCAUCAGUGUGCCCUACGCUGUGAUGAAGGCUUGCCCUCUCUCCUGGGUUCAGAGGGUCCACAUGCACAAAGGUAGUUACACCACCCCCACCUCCACACUCUCUCCCUCUGUGUGACCAUGAGAACACUGUGAUGUUCAUGUACUCAUUUGUCCCUCCUCUUCCCCCAAAGCACGCGUUGCCUUGGUGAAGUGUCGUGACCUGCACUGGGCCAUGAUGGCACACAGGGAACAGAGGGACACCAGCCUGGCUUCACUGCGCAUGCUCAUCGUCGCUGAUGGAGCCAACCCCUGUGAGUGUGAAAUGUAGUCCAUGCAGGGAAAUGUAGUCUGUGUGGAAGCCACACUGGAACUACAGAUGGCAGACAUGCUUGGAACUGGUCUGCAUGGAAUCUUCCAAGCAGUCAGUGGGGCUGACAGACUGCAGACAUCCCACAUGCAAUAGGACAAUUGCAAGUGAAAAACAAAGCCCUGUAUGGUUAGAAUGGAUACCCUCUAAAAAUGGUCAGUGUUGUGAGAUGUCUCUCUCUAUAUCUGUGUCUCUCCCUUAGGGUCGGUGUCGUCCUGUGAUGCCUUCCUCAACGUGUUCCAGAUCCACGGGUUGAAGCCAGAGGUCAUCUGUCCCUGUGCCACCUCCCCUGAGGCCAUGACGGUGGCCAUCCGCAGGUAGGAUAGGCCUGAUGGGUCUUCUUGGCGAAUGUAACAGUUUGUGUUUUGUUUUGCUUCUUGGCCAAAUGUGUUUUUAGGACCCUGAUUUGCCUCUGGAAAAAUGGGAGAAAAUGAAAGUGACGUACUGCACCUUCAAUGUUUGAAAGCAUGUAUUGAUACAAGGAUCGUCUUUCGGUAGUGUGUGUAUAUUUUUCUGUAAAAUCCCUGUCCCGUCCUGUACCCCUCUGUGUGCAGGCCGGGGGUGCCGGGGACGCCCCUCCCAGCCAGGGCCAUCCUCUCCAUGGGGGGUCUAAGUCACGGGGUCAUCAGGGUCAACACGGAGGACAAGAACUCUGCCCUCACCGUGCAAGACGUGGGUCACGUGAUGCCUGGAGGUGAGGAUAGGGGAUAGGGGGUGCACAGUAUAAAAGAGAGAGAGAAAUGGGGAAUGAUAUCAGGAGUGAAAUCCAUUUGUAUGUGUAUAACUGGCUUACAAGUCACAGGCAGGGCUACAGUAACUCAUCACGAGAGUGUGAUUCCAAAUCACCUCCAAGGCAUGUCCAUUUUUAAAUAUGAAUGUGUUUGUUUCUUUGUGUAAAUAGUUUCCUGUAAUUAUGUGUGCAUUAUUAUUCCUGUACAUGUAUUUAUGUGUGCAGCUGACUGUGUCUCUGUGUCUGUAUCGCUGAUGUGUAUAGUGAAGCCUGUCUCUGUGUCUUUAUCUCUGAUGUGUAUAGUGAAGCCUGACUCUGUCUCUGUGUCUGUAUCGCUGAUGUGUAUAGUGAAGCCUGUCUCUGUCUGUAUCUCUGAUGUGUAUAGUGAAGCCUGACUCUGUCUCUCUCUGUAUCACUGAUGUGUAUAGUGAAGGCUGAUGCUGUCUCUGUGUCGGUGUCUCUGAUGUGUAUAGUGAAGGCUGACGCUGUCUCUGUGUCGGUGUCUCUGAUGUGUAUAGUGAAGCCUGUGUCUGUAUCUCUGAUGUGUAUAGUGAAGCCUGUCUCUGUCUCUGUGUCUGUAUCUCUGAUGUGUAUAAUGAAGCCUGUCUCUGUGUCUGUAGCUCUGAUGUGUAUAGUGAAGGCUGUCUCUGUGUCUGCAGCUCUGAUGUGUACAGUGAAGCCUGUCUCUGUGUCUGUAUACAGUUGAAGUUGGAAGUUUACAUACACCUUAGCCAAAUAUAUUUAAACUAAGAUUUUCACAAUUCCUGACAUUUAAUCCUAGUAAAAAUUCCCUGUUUUAGGUCAGUUAGGAUCACCACUUUAUUUUAAGAAUGUGAAAUGUCAGAACAAUAGCAAAGAGUGAUUUAUUUCAGCUUUUAUUUCUUUCAUCACAUUCCCAGUGGGUCAGAAGUUUACAUACACUCAAUUAGUAUUUGGUAGCAUUGCCUUCAAAUUGGUUAACUUGGGUCAAACUUCUUGGGUAGCCUUCCACAAGCUUCCCACAAUAAGUUGGGUGAAUUUUGGCCCAUUCCUCCUGACAGAGCUGGUGUAACUGAGUCAGGUUUGUAGGCCUCCUUGCUCGCAUACACUUUUCAGUUCUGCCCACAAAUGUUAUAUAGGAUUGAGGUCAGGGCUUUGUGAUGGCCACUCCAAUACCUUGACUUUGUUGUCCUUAAGCCAUUUUGCCACAACUUUGGAAGUAUGCUUGGGGUCAUUGUCCAUUUGGAAGACCCAUUUGCAACCAAGCUUUAACUUCCUGACUGAUGCUUCAAUAUAUCCACAUAAUUUUCCUUCCUCAUGAUGCAUCUAGUUUGUGAAGUGCACCAGUCCCUCCUGCAGCAAAGCACCCCAACAGCAUGAUGCUGCCACCCCCGUGCUUCACGGUUGGGAUGGUGUUCUUCGGCUUGCAAUCCACCCCCUUUUUCCUCCAAACAUAACGAUGGUCAUUAUGGCCAAACAGUUCUAUUUUUGUUUCAUCAGACCAGAGGACAUUUCUCCAAAAAGUACGAUCUUUGUCCCCAUGUGCAGUUGCAAAAAGUAGUCUGGCUUUUUUAUGGCGGUUUUGGAGCAGUCGCUUCUUCCUUGCUGAGCGGCCUUUCAGGUUAUGUCGAUAUAGGACUCGUUUUACUGUGGAUAUAGAUACUUUUGUACCUGUUUCCUCCAGCAUCUUCACAAGGUCCUUUGCUGUUGUUCUGGGAUUAAUUUGCACUUUUCGCAACAAAGUACGUUCAUCUCUAGGAGACAGAACGCGUCUCCUUCCUGAGCGGUAUGACGGCUGCGUGGUCCCAUGGUGUUUAUACGUGCGUACUAUUGUUUGUACGUGGUACCUUCAGACAUUUGGAAAUUGCUCCCAAGAAUGAACCACACUUGUGGAGGUCUACAAUUGUAUUUCUAAGGUCUUGGCUGAUUUCUUUGGAUUUUCCCAUGAUGUCAAGCAAAGAGGCACUGGGUUUGAAGGUAGGCCUUGAAAUACAUCCACAGGUACACCUCCAAUUGACUCAAAUGUUGUCAAUUACCCUAUCAGAAGCUUCUAAAGCCAUUACAUCAUUUUCUGGACUUUUCCAUGCUAUUUAAAGGCACAGUCAACUUAGUGUAUGUAAACUUCUGACCCACUGGAAUUGUGAUACAGUGAAUUAUAGGUGAAAUAAUCUGUCCGUAAACAAUUUUUGGAAAAAUUACUUGUGUCAUGCACAAAGUAGAUGUCCUAACCUACUUGCCAAAACUAUAGUUUAUAAACAAGACAUUUGUCUAUGCAAACUUCCGACUUCAACUGUAUCUGAUGUGUAUAGUGAAGCCUGACUCUGUCUGUAUCUCUGAUCUGUAUAGUGAAGCCUGACUCUGUCUCUGUGUCUGUAUCUCUGAUCUGUAUAGUGAAGCCUGUCUCUGUCUGUAUCUCUGAUCUGUAUAGUGAAGCCUGUCUCUGUCUGUAUCUCUGAUCUGUAUAGUGAAGCCUGUCUCUGUCUGUAUCUCUGAUCUGUAUAGUGAAGCCUGUCUCUGUCUGUAUCUCUGAUCUGUAUAGUGAAGCCUGUCUCUGUCUGUAUCUCUGAUCUGUAUAGUGAAGCCUGUCUCUGUCUGUAUCUCUGAUCUGUAUAGUGAAGCCUGACUCUGUGUCUGUAUCUCUGAUGUGUAUAGUGAAGCCUGUCUCUGUGUCUGCAGCUCUGAUGUGUAUAGUUAAGCCUGAAGGGCCUCCUCAGCUGUGUAAGACAGAUGAGAUAGGGGAGAUCGUGGUGAACUCUCGUGCCGGAGGCAACAUGUACUAUGGCCUCCCAGGAGUCACCAAGAACACCUUUGAGGUACGGACCCACAACCAUUAAAUUCCCCCUUAUGUGUUACAGCACAUCUUACACCUGGUCAGACACCUGGUCAGACACACCAAUAUGCUGUUCAACCCUUCUUCUAUUAGACAUUUUAAUGAAACAUCUGUUUCUGUCUGUCUAUAGGUGAUUCCUGUCAAUACUCUUGGUGCUCCUAUUGGAGACAUCCCCUUUGUGAGAUCUGGUCUCCUAGGCUUCGUAGGACCCGUAAGUAGGACUGUCGUGUGUGUGCGCGUGCGUACAUGUGUGUGUCAGUGUAUAUUGACGGCUGUGUUUAACCCUUCUACAGGGCAGUCUGAUAUUUGUGGUGGGGAAGAACGAAGGCCUGCUGAUGGUGAGUGGGAGGAGACACAACGCUGAUGAUUUGGUGGCCACAGCACUGGCCGUGGAGCCUGUCAAGACUGUGUAUCGCGGAAGGUGAGGACUCUGUGUGUGUGCAUGUACAGUUGAAGUCGGAAGUUUACAUACACUUAGGUUGGAGACAUUAAAACUUGUUUUUCAACCACUGCACAAAUGUCUUGUUAACAAACUAUAGUUUUGGCAAGUCGGUUAGGACAUCUACUUUGUGCAUGACACAAGUAAUUUUUCCAACAAUUGUUUACAGACAGAUUAUUUCACUUAGAAUUCACUGUAUCACAAUUCCAGUGGGUCAGAAGUUUACAUACACUAAGUUGACUGUGCCUUUAAACAGCUUGGAAAAUUCCAGAAAAUGAUGUCAUGGCUUUAGAAGCUUCUGAUCAUUUGAGUCAAUUGGAGGUGUACCCGUGGAUGUAUUUCAAGGCCUACCUUCAAACUCAGUGCCUCUUUGCUUGACAUCAUGGGAAAAUCCAAAGAAAUCAGGCAAGACCUCAGAAAACAAAUUGUAGACCUCCACAAGUCUGGUUCAUUCUUGGGAGCAAUUUCCAAACGCCUGAAGGUACUACCUUCAUCUGUACCAACAAUAGUAUGCAAGUAUAAACACAGUGGGACCUCGCAGCCGUCAUACCGCUCAGGAAGGAGACGCGUUCUGUCUCCUAGAAAUGAACAUACUUUGGUGCGAAAAGUGCAAAUCAAUCCCAGAACAACAGCAUAGGACCUGCUGGAGGAAACAGGUACAAAAGUAUCUAUAUCCACAGUAAAAUGAGUCCUAUAUCGACAUAACCUGAAAGGCUGCUCAGCAAGGAAGAAGCCACUGCUCCAAAACUGCCAUAAAAAAAGCCAGACUACGGUUUGCAACUGCACAUGGGGACAAAGAUCGUACUUUUUGGAGAAAUGUCCUCUGGUCUGAUGAAACAAAAAUAGAACUGUUUGGCCAUAAUGACCAUCAUUAUGUUUGUAGGAACAAGGGGGUGGCUUGCAAGCCGAAGAACACCAUCCCAACCAUGAACCAUGCUGUUGGGAUGCUUUGCUGCAGGAGGGACUGGUGCACUUCACAAACUAGAUGGCAUCAUGAGGAAGGAAAAUUAUGUGGAUAUAUUGAAGCAUCAGUCAGGAAGUUAAAGCUUGUUGGCAAAUGGGUCUUCCAAAUGGACAAUGACCCCAAGCAUACUUCCAAAGUUAUGGCAAAAUGGCUUAAGGACAACAAAGUCAAGGUAUUGGAGUGGCCAUCACAAAGCCCUGACCUCAAUCCUAUAGGAAUGGUGUGGGCAGAACUGAAAAAGCGUGUGCGAGCAAGGAGGCCUACAAACCUGACUCUGUUACACCAGCUCUGUCAGGAGGAAUGGGCCAAAAUUCACCCAACUUAUUGUGGGAAGCUUGUGGGAGGCUACCUGGAACGUUUGACCCAAUUUAAACAAUUUAAAGGCAAUGCUACCAAAUACUAAUUGAGUGUAUGUAAACUUCUGACCCACUGGGAAUGUGAUGAAAGAAAUAAAAGCUGAAAUAAAUAAUUCUCUCUACAAUUAUUCGGACAUUUCACAUUCUUAAAAUAAAGUGGUGAUCCUAACUGACCUAAGACAGGGAAUAUUUACGAGGAUUAAAUGUCAGGAAUUGUGAAAAACUGAGUUUAAAUGGAUUUGGCUAAGGUGUAUGUAAACUUCGGAUUUCAACUGUAUUUGAAUCAACAGUGGAUGAGAUCUGUGCAGUGUGGGCUCGAUGGGAGUGAAUUGUUGUGGGGAUUGAGAAUAGAGAUGUAUAGAGAUAUAGAGAUCAUUACUUGGAAAUAACAAUUUUUUGCAUGGACAUUCUCAUUGAGGGCUUCCACCAUUUUAAAGUAGUCAACUGGGUGGGGAUUCCUAUGGGUUGGGAACGAUCAGCCAAUGAUCAGAGCAUUGUCUUCUUCUUCAAAUUGGUUUGCCUAUUUUAUAAAUGGCUUUAAGCUAUAUCACCGCCAUUUAGUGGCCACAAUAAAUGAAUGAUACACAAGAUUUUGUUCAAGACUCCAGCAAUGCAGGUGGCAGUAAGUCACCAAUAUUAGCUUGACACUGUUUUCCAACAUCAAAAGAAGAAGAAAAUUGACUACUUUAAAAUGUCACAGACGCCAUAAUGGCACAGAUACAACGUUGCGAUCUCUAUACAUCUCUGGCAUUGAGUGUUUGUUGUGUAUCACCACUGUCAUCUGGUGGUUGUUAGUGAGCACUGAAGGCCCAUAGUGACAAUACUGUUGUGAUAAUAUGAGUGUAUACAGCGUAUUUCUGUGUGGGGUGUAGGAUGUGGUGUGUAUUGGCUCCUUGCAGAGAAGAGAAUCUCAAGCUGUGAAAAUGCUUGUUAUCAGAGUGGUUUUUUUGUGUGUAGGAAUUGUGGUGUUCUCUGCUUUAUGUGUGGAUGUGUAUUUAUGUGUAAUGAAUAUAUAUGUGUGUGACUAUGGAUCCUUGCAGAAUAUACAUUCUAAUUGUAUGUGUGCGUGUGUGCUUGCAUCCGUGCGUGUGUGUCAGGAUUGCGGUGUUCUCUGUGACGGUCUUCUAUGAUGAGAGGAUAGUUAUUGUGGCAGAGCAGAGGCCAGAUGCCAGUGAGGAGGACAGCUUCCAGUGGAUGAGCAGAGUACUGCAGGUAGCUAACCCCUCUACAAACCCCUCUUUCUUGGUACAUUCCAAAUUUACUCUAAACACUUGAUUAGGGAAGUUGUCUAACUGAGGGGUGUUGUGUGUGUGUGUGUGUCCAUUGUCCAGGCCAUUGACAGUAUUCACCAGGUGGGUCUGUACUGCCUAGCUCUGGUGCCUGCCAACACGUUACCCAAGACCCACCUGGGAGGGAUCCACAUCUUCGAGACCAAGCAGCACUUCCUGGACGGCAACCUGCACCCCUGUAACAUCCUCAUGUGCCCCCAUACCUGUGUCACCAACCUCCCCAAACCACGGCAGAAACAGCCAGGUACAGUUGGCUCAGUUCAGAGGAUCAUACAGCACACUUGGCAACUGAUUGGCUUACAGUGGCCAGGACCUUUGAGCUAGGGACUGUUUAUCUGAUUGUAAAUAUUCAUGUCUCUCUCUCUCUCUCUCUCUCUCUCUCACAUUCUCUCUCCCUCUCUUUAGUGGGUGUGGGUCCAGCCUCCAUCAUGGUGGGGAACCUGGUAGCAGGGAAGAGGAUAGCCCAGGCAGCAGGCAGGGAUCUGGGAAUGAUCGAGGACCAGGACCUGGUCAGGAAGGUAGGACCACCUCAGGACCUCUCUCAUCAUCACACCAGUUAGAAAGGACCCAGCUAGCACAUGCACAGUGACCCAUAGCAGGGUAGGGACGAUAGCGGUAUCUGGCACUAAUAACCUGGUGGUAGCCAAAACUACUAGCAAUGGCAUGCCGACUGCCGGAUAGUCACGGUCAGUAUGCUGUUGGGGUGCCAGUGGCAUAAUACCACCAUAUUGGUUGCAAACAGCGGUCCGAUAUGGGCUUGCCUGCAGUGGUGUGCUGCCUCUUUGCCACCAGUGGUCCAGUAAGUGUUUGCUAGCUGGGUAGUUAGACAGGACAAGAUAGCUGGUAAACCAUGUGGGCAACAUGAUGCAUUCUCUUCUCUGUCCUAAUGCACCCAUCUCUCUGGAUGUAUAUAGCUCCGUAUGUGGCCUACUAUCAUGGUAAGAGCUACUGCCCCCUCUAACUCUGUAACCCCUACACCCCAAACCCUGAUCCUACCUUUGCUUCUGCCUGCAAUGGGCUGUACAGUGAAGCUCCCAAUGUGAAUGGAGGCAUUUUUCAGUUGCACACGCAGAUCUUUAUAUGGAUGCAUCGCUAAGUUCUGGCAAGAUGUGAGAUCUUGCAUGGUGUCAGAAGUGAUGUGCGGAAUCUGCAUGUGCCAAUGUAUUACGCAGUUUUUGGUUAUUUUUCUGCAUCACAGCACAGUUAUGGUGACAGUCUGUCGUGGUACCUCUUAAUGCCACCUGAUGCCCCAUGCCUUCCAUUGUCCCCCAUCACCUCUGAAUGUUCAAAAUACUACACACACACACACAUACACUAGCAAUGCGCAUGCCCGCCUACCUGAGGAGCUGUCUUUUUCAGCCAUCUGUUUCCUGUGUUUUAGGGGUGCAAAAUCUACUUGUCACUUAAAUCUCGUUGGAUUGAUUGCUUUCAUUUUACUCCUGCGACUCUUUGAUACUCUUGCUUGUGCCUGACUUUUUUCCCUUUAACAUUACGACCGCGGAAAUGAUUGUAAUGACCUAUCAACCCCCCCUCCCCGGUAAAGGCUGAAAUGGGCUCAAUGGAAUACAUUGUCUUUCCGUUGCAUCUAUAAGAACGCUAAAGCUUUGUAUGGGAUUUAACGCAUCGUCUCAACACUUACAUCACAAGAAAGAGAAGAAAGAUAACUUUUUAUUUGAUGGGUGUUCAUUUUUUUGGAAUUGAAAAAAGUAGUCAUUUAAUACAGUUGAAAUGUUUACAAAUUAGAUGUGCUGAAAUUAAAGCAACUUCUGAAAAUGAACACUCAGAUUAUAGUGAUAUUAUGUCUGAUCUUGCAAACAAUGUAAAGUAUAGCUGGGUAUCAUCUAGAGCCAAGCAUGUUGAUUUUUAAUCCGAGGGUAUCCUGCUAUUGACACACUUGUUGAAUUAUGCAACAGAACGUGACAACAACAGUAAUUCAUGAGGCAGUCGAGACAGCGCAGGUGAGUGUAGUGUAGGUAGGCCUAAAUAGAGCAGGUUUGUGGGGGUUACAGCCCUAUUCCACCCCUUUAUGUUAAUGUUUUCAUAUAUGCAAAUACACCCAGUGUAUUUAUGCAAAUUGGGCACAUCAAAUUUUCUUUAUUUUAACACAAAAUAUAUAUUUAAAAAAUACCAUUAGAAAAUGUGUAUAUAUGAGUGGAUUCUAGAAAAUGUAUAUAUGAGUGCAUUCUCACCAAAAUCCCUGACAUUUGGAUUAUCUUUAUCCAUUGUCCAACUGUUGCAUUUAUUAGAAUAGUUUUUAAAAUGUUGAUGACCGUUGCUACACACACACAGACACACACACACACACACACACACACAGGCCUUGCUGAUACACACACACACACACACACACACACACACACACACACACACACACACACACACACACACACACACACAGGCCUUGCUGAUCUGCAGAGUUGUGUGGACUCAGAGGAAGUCCCUGGCAAGCCAUCUUCUCGAAAUCCAGACAUCCAUAUCUCCUCUUUAUGUGCUUUGCUUUCUUUCCCCAAUCGAUCUCUCCCCAUCAUUGCUGUUAGCUACAACUUCAGUUUUUCAUUAUUUUAAGAAGUAGUUUGGCUAAUGCUUUGCCAAUGGGAGUGACAGUUGCCUUCCUCCUGGGAGAAAGCUGCCUACGGAGGACAUUUUGGCUCCAGGUUUAUUUACUGCAGAGUGACUGUAUUGACCAUCUUCAUGUCCUUAGACUUAAGUUAAGAGAAUUAACUUAAGGAAAUUAAAGGUAUAUCGAGUUCCUCCCAUCAGCAAAAUAAAACUCCUAUUAUAUUUAUGUGUGGUUAUUUUGUCUUAACUUUAUAUCAAUGUAUUAUACAAAUCUUGUUUAAUAUAAAAUUGACAUCCAUAUUGACAUGAUUGCUAUGGAAUGACCUUUGACCCUCUCUUUUCUCUCUUCAGCACCAGUUCCUGUCCGAGGCUCUACAGUGGAGGGCACAGACUGACCCAGACCACUGUCUCUAUGUGCUGCUCAAUGCAAAGGUAGCACUCUCACUCUUAUAGACUGACAAUAAACAGAACCCCCCCAUAUACAGUUGGGCCCAGUUUUAAAUAAACCCCAUUGCCCCUACCCUCGCUGUCUUCAGGGAGUAGCGGUAUGCACAGCAACAUGUGUGCAGCUGCACAAGCGGGCAGAGAAGAUUGCAGCGGCGCUCACAGAGAAAGGCACCAUCAACACCAGGAACAACGUGGUACUGCUCUACCCUCCUGGUGGGUCAUUCCGUCCACCUGUCUGUCUGUCUGUCCGUCUGUCCAUCUGUCACACUCACACUGAGAAGUGGCAUAGUCAUACACAUUCAGGAUGACUUACUGUUAAAGUCUCUCUCUCUCAUUCUGUCUCUCACUCUAGGUAUUGAUCUGAUAGCCUCCUUCUAUGGCUGCCUGUAUGCUGGCUGUGUUCCUGUCACUGUCAGACCUCCUCAUCCACAGAACCUGGCAGCCACACUGCCAACUGUCCGCAUGAUCAUCGACGUAAGUGUGUGUGUUUGUGUGCAUGUGUGCUAUCUUUUGAUCACGUGAGUGUAUGAGGUUGGGUGCUAUUUUAGGAGCAUGAUGUUUGGGUGUCAUUAUUCUGGUCUUCCAAAGGUAGGAAGUUGGAACCAUACUUUUCUACUAACUAACAUGUUGUUUGUGGUGCCACUGUCUGUCCCCAGGUCAGUAAAGCUGCCUGUAUCCUCACCACUCAGAACCUCAUGAGGAUCCUGCGCUCCAAAGAGGCUGCUGCCACUGUGAACAUUAAAACAUGGCCGACAAUCAUAGACACAGGUACCAUAGAACAGGGGUUCUAAAAGAGUGUGGUGCAGGGGACCCCUUUUGUGAUAGUGAAUUCAUCAGGGACCCCACAUAAUCAGAACACAACUCGAUUAAGAUAAAAAUAGCAUAGAAGGAGUUUUACUAUGACUUCAGCAGUGCAUGGCCAGACAAACCAAGUCUCAUGCCCUGGGAAGGAACAUUUUAAAGGGCCGCCUAUUGGCAUCUGAGAGAUUUUUGUUAAUUUUCAAGCUAAUUUCCUGAAAUUCUACACAUUUUGUCAUGGGGCAGAGAUAUUUUUUGUUGUUGCAGCUUUAAAGAGUAACUUUCAUGAAAACGUUUUUUUCAUCGAAAACCAGAUGUUUUAGGCUUAGUUAUAGUGAAACACAUCAAUUCUGGUCUUCAUUUUGACAGUUCGUAGCAACUCAAAAGUGAUAUAUUUUGGUAUUUUAGUAGUAAAUCUAGCUCUUUUUGCCCCUAGCGGUUCAACUCUGCCAUUGAAAUCGUGAUGUAAAGGCACCUUGAGAAGGUGCCUCUGUGUCAUCACAAGGGAGGGGUUCAGUAUGAAAUUACCUCCCUUCUAGAUGAGCUGGGUGGUACCACCUCAAGGCUUACUAUAAAAGCAGGUGACAGCGCACCUUAUUUGGCAAUGGUCUUGGUAAAUGGAUUGUGCCAAUAUCUUUUGCAUGAUGCUUCCUUGACUCGACUGACAUUACACAACAUUCUAAAGGCAGUAAGGCACAUUUCAGCAUAUGACCAAAUUCAACGUUUUUGCUUACCAUUUCAUACAUCUGUAUGUGCUUUGACAAAGAAAAAAAACAUGUAGGCUAUGAGGAUCAUGCGUUUAUUCGUAGCUACAUCCAUUGUAACAAGAAAUAGAUGACAAUGGUGGUCAUGUCAGUUGGUUGUAGUGACUGGUGGCGCAGUCUGCUAAAACAGUUGCCUGGCUCAUAGUUCAAUGGUUGUGAGUUCUAAUCCCACACGGGGCAGAUGUCUUUUUAAACAUUUUAAUCCUUAAUUUACAAUAUUCAUCCUGUGCCCACACACGUCUCAUUCUGAAAAGUGAAAGCAUACCUGUGAGAGGGGUUGCCCUGGUAGUAGUUGUAGGUUUUUAUACAGUACCCAAGACCAAUCUGUGAGUUAAUUUGCAAUAGAUGUCAGGAAAUCCGCACCUUACCACUGUGAGCUAACUGUCCAGAGCUGUAUUUGUUCGCAAUCCAUAUAGGUUUAUUAUCAGAGUGUGCCAGUGGACUUCUGGUGAGUAUACUUAAGUGAGAAAGUGUUGGGAUCAGGUACAACUACAUUUACCCACCCCCAAAAUGAAUAUUUAUGAGCAAAUCCCCAACCCACAACUUCUCACCUCAAUGCAAUUAUAAAUAUUUUCAAGUCUGCCCAAAUGUGCCGAAUUGGUCAAUUGAUACAUUUUCAAGUACAUAACUAUAGAGAACAUACAAAAAUGAUAUGGUAAUACAAAAUGUAAGUUUACACUCUCCCAUUUUUUUGAAGAGGUUGGGCAAAGGCUGAAUUUGGGGUUGAGCGUUACCUUUCAAGCUAAUAUCCUACAAUUCCACACAUUUUGCUAUGAGGCUGAGAGAACUUUGCUUAGAUAACAGUGCAUUUGUAAAAAAAUUAAAAAAUUAAAAAAAUUCUAAAUCAUUCUGGGUAUUACAAUAAGUAUUGAGUUGAAAAAUGUGGAGGACUGUGGAUAUCCCUGUGAGCCACCUAGGCCCAUGUUGCCCAGGGUUAAAAACAGAAAUUGUAGAUGAAUAAUAUCACAUCGUAUUGUAUUACACUCUCUAAACUUAUUCCACAGAUCCCUUGUCCAUAAUUUGUUUAACCUCUUAAGGAUCGGACCCUGUUUUCGCUUUGUCAUUAUGGGGUAUUGUGUGUAGAUUGAUGAGGAAAAACAUAAAUUUCAUCAAUUUUAGAAUAAGGCUGUAACGUAACAAAAUGUGGAAAAAGGGAAGGGGUCUGAAUACUUUUCGAAUGCACUGUGUGUGUGUGUGUGUGUGUGUGUGUGUGUGUGUGUAUGUAUGUAAGUAUGUACAGUGGGGAAAAAAAGUAUUUAGUCAGCCACCAAUUGUGCAAGUUCUCCCACUUAAAAAGAUGAGAGAGGCCUGUAAUUUUCAUCAUACUCAUAUACUCCCGAGUGGCACAGUGGUCUAAGGCACUGCAUCGCAGUGCUAGCUGUGCCACUAGAGAUCCUGGUUCGAAUCCAGGCUCUGUCGUAGCCGGCCAUGACCGGGAGACCCAUGGGGCGGCGCACAAUUGGCCUAGCGUCGUCUAGGGUAGGGGAGGGAAUGGCCGGCAGGGGAUGUAGCUCAGUUCGUAGAGCAUGGCGUUUGCAACACCGGGGUUGUGGGUUCGAUUCCCACGGGGGGUAUGAAAUAAUAAUAAUAAUAAUUUUAAAAAAGUUUAAAAAAAUAUAUAUAUAUAAUGUAUGUACUAACUGUAAGUCGCUCUGGAUAAGAGCGUCUGCUAAAUGACUAAAAUGUAAAAAAAUGUAAUCAUAGGUACACGUCAACUAUGACAGACAAAAUGAGAGAAAAAAAAUCUAGAAAAUCACAUUGUAGGAUUUUUAAUGAAUCUAUUUGCAAAUUAUGGUGGAAAAUAAGUAUUUGGUCAAUAACAAAAGUUUCUCAAUACUUUGUUAUAUACCCUUUGUUGGCAAUGACACAGGUCAAACGUUUUCUGUAAGUCUUCACAAGGUUUUCACACACUGUUGCUGGUAUUUUGGCCCAUUCCUCCAUGCAGAUCUCCUCUAGAGCAGUGAUGUUUUGGGGCUGUCGCUGGGCAACACAGACUUUCAACUCCCUCCAAAGAUUUUCUAUUGGGUUGAGAUCUGGAGACUGGCUAGGCCACUCCAGGAAAUGCCUUGAAACCUUGAAAUGCUUCUUACGAAGCCACUCCUUCGUUGCCCGGGCAGUUUGUUUGGGAUCAUUGUCAUGCUGAAAGACCCAGCCACGUUUCAUCUUCAAUGCCCUUGCUGAUGGAAGGAGGUUUUCACUCAAAAUCUCACGAUACAUGGCCCCAUUCAUUCUUUCCUUUACACGGAUCAGUCGUCCUGGUCCCUUUGCAGAAAAACAGCCCCAAAGCAUGAUGUUUCCACCCCCAUGCUUCACAGUAGGUAUGGUGUUCUUUGGAUGCAACUCAGCAUUCUUUGUCCUCCAAACACGACGAGUUGAGUUUUUACCAAAAAGUUAUAUUUUGGUUUCAUCUGACCAUAUGACAUUCUCCCAAUCCUCUUCUGGAUCAUCCAAAUGCACUCUAGCAAACUUCAGACGGGCCUGGACAUGUACUGGCUUAAGCAGGGGGACACGUCUGGCACUGCAGGAUUUGAGUCCCUGGCGGCGUAGUGUGUUACUGAUGGUAGGCUUUGUUACUUUGGUCCCAGCUCUCUGCAGGUCAUUCACUAGGUCCCCCCGUGUGGUUCUGGGAUUUUUGCUCACCGUUCUUGUGAUCAUUUUGACCCCACGGGGUGAGAUCUUGCGUGGAGCCCCAGAUCGAGGGAGAUUAUCAGUGGUCUUGUAUGUCUUCCAUUUCCUAAUAAUUGCUCCCACAGUUGAUUUCUUCAAACCAAGCUGCUUACCUAUUGCAGAUUCAGUCUUCCCAGCCUGGUGCAGGUCUACAAUUUUGUUUCUGGUGUCCUUUGACAGCUCUUUGGUCUUGGCCAUAGUGGAGUUUGGAGUGUGACUGUUUGAGGUUGUGGACAGGUGUCUUUUAUACUGAUAACAAGUUCAAACAGGUGCCAUUAAUACAGGUAACGAGUGGAGGACAGAGGAGCCUCUUAAAGAAGAAGUUACAGGUCUGUGAGAGCCAGAAAUCUUGCUUGUUUGUAGGUGACCCAAAUACUUAUUUUCCACCAUAAUUUGAAAAUAAAUUCAUUAAAAAUCCUACAAUGUGAUUUUCUGGAAAGAAAAUUCUCAAUUUGUCUGUCAUAGUUGACGUGUACCUAUGAUGAAAAUUACAGGCCUCUCUCAUCUUUUUAAGUGGGAGAACUUGCACAAUUGGUGGCUGACUAAAUACUUUUUUCCCCCACUGUAUGUAUGUAUGUAUGUAUGUAUGUAUGUAUGUAUGUAUGUAUGUAUGUAUGUAUGUAUGUAUGUAUGUAUGUAUGUAUGUAUGUAUGUAUGUAUGUGUGUGUGUGUGUAUAUAUGUAUGUAUGUGUGUGUGUGUGUGUGUGUGUAUAUAUAUAUUUUUUUAAUUAUUUAUUUAGCGAUCUGGCUGCGAACCCCCUGCAGUACCUCCGCACCCCACUUUGAGAACCCCUGCCAUAGAAGGUCUUACAUACAGUACAUAUCUGACCAUAGAAUCUGAGCCAGAGAAACUCAAUCUUGUUGUAUAUGUUCCCUUCUUCCAGAUGACCUCCCUCGCCGUAGACCCCCAACGAUAUAUAAGCCCCCCACGGCAGAGAUGAUCGCCUAUCUGGACUUCAGUGUGUCCACCACGGGCAUGCUCACUGGGGUCAAGGUAAGGUCACCCACAGGAGGCUAUGGCUUGGUCUCAAUACUCUAAAACAGCCCCAGAUAGUUUGCAAACUUAUGGUGGCCCAUGAGCGGCCUGCCAUCGGCAAAGUCAGUAGCCAACAGCCCAUUUUGCAAAUCUGAUUUACAGUGGGCCAAUGUCGGUGGCCAAUGGCGGUAGCCAUAACCAUGACUUUACCAGUUGAUUCUGCAUCUUUUAUUGGUUGUUUCUUUGGGAGGUGUGUGUGACUGGCUGUGUGCCUCUGUCCAUCAGAUCUCCCAUGCGGCAGUCAGUGCUCUGUGUCGCUCCAUCAAGCUGCAGUGUGAGCUCUACUCCUCACGUCAAAUAGCCAUCUGCCUGGACCCUUACUGUGGCCUGGGCUUCGUACUGUGGUGCCUCGCAAGGUAACACAACACACACACACACACACAGGGUAUCUUUAUCUCUCUCUCAUACAAACAUUUUGAACUCCUACCUUCUCUUGUUUCCUGUGUGUAGUGUGUACUCGGGCCACCAGUCCAUCCUAAUUCCUCCUCUGGAGUUGGAGAGCUGUCUGCCCCUGUGGCUGAGCACCCUGAGCCAGUACCGCAUCAGAGACACCUUUUGCUCCUACUCUGUCAUGGAGCUCUGCACCAAGGGGAUAGGCACGCAGACAGAGAUACUCAAAGUGAGUACAACACACACAUGGUCAUGGUCAUGCUCACACACACACGCUAACUCCCCAUCUCCUUCUCUCUUUCCCUCCAGGCACGGGGUCUGAACCUGUCAUGUGUUAGGAGCUGUGUGGUGAUAGCCGAGGAGCGUCCUCGUCUGGCCCUCACCAUGUCCUUCUCCAAGCUAUUUAAGGACCUGGGCCUCUCACCCCGCGCUGUCAGCACAGCCUUCGGAUCCAGGGUCAACCUGGCCAUUUGCAUGCAGGUACUCAACCAGUUAGAACUGGUUCUGUGAGGAAGUACUAGGCAAAAGGGAAUUUCAUAAGAUGCAAGCAUAACUAAUUUGUUUGGAAAAAUACUUUUAUUAAUGGCUAAAGGAAAACAUAAAUGUUUUGACGGCCAUGGCCAAUGUUCCUAUGAUUUGUGGUUGAACCUUGACUCAUGUUGGUUAAUGCACUGACCAGUGUCUCCCUGAACUGGAGGCUAGAGCCUUCUGUUUACUGUACAUAACAUACAUGUAAAUAAAGGCCUCUGAGGGUUGUCUGCCUUAGUUCAGGUGAGUUAGUACAGCAGGACCUCCCUGUGUGUCUCAUUAAGGACUGAUCCAAGUACAGUGGAUGUGUAUCCAAGUUUUCUGUGUGUUUCUCAGGGCACCACUGGACCGGACCCCUCCACUGUGUAUGUGGACAUGAAGUCCCUCCGCCAUGACAGGUGAGAACAUAUACACUACCGGUCAAAAGUUUUAGAACACCUACUCAUUCAAGGGUUUUCUUUAUUUUGUACAUUGUAGAAUAGUAGUGAAGACAUCAAAACUAUGAAAUAACAUAUAUGGAAUCAUGUAGUAACCAAAAAAGUGUUAACCAAAUCAAAAUAUAUGUUAUAUUUGAGAUUCUUCAAAUAGCCACCCUUUGCCUUGAUGACAGCUUUGCACACUCUUGGCAUUCUCUCAACCAGCUUCAUGAGGUAGUCACCUGUGCCUUCUUAAAAGUUAAUUUGUGGAAUUUCUUUCCUUCUUAAUGCAUUUGAGCCAAUCAGUUGUGUUGUGACAAGGUAGGGGGGGGGGGUGUACAGAAGAUAGCCCUAUUUGGUAAAAGACCAUAUAGUGGCAAGAACAGCUCAAAUAAGCAAAGACAAAUGACAGUCCAUCAUUACUUUAAGACGUGAAGGUCAGUCAAUACGGAACAUUUCAAGAACUUUGAAAGUUUCUUCAAGUGCAGUCGCAAAAACCAUCAAGCGCUAUGAUGAAACUGGCUCUCAUGAGGACCGUCACAGGAAUGGAAGACCCAGAGUUACCUCUGCUGCAGAGGAUAAGUUCAUUAGAGUUACCAGCCUCAGAAAUUGCAUCCAAAAGAAAUGCUUCACAGAGUUCAGGUAACAGACACGUCUCAACAUCAACUGUUCAGAGGAGACUGUGUGAAUCAGGCCUUCAUGGUUGAAUUGCUGCAAAGAAACCACUACUAAAGGACACCAAUAAGAAGAAGAGACUUGCUUGGACCAAGAAACAUGCGCAAUGGACAUUAGACCGGUGGAAAUGUGUCCUUUGGUCUGGAGUCCAAAUUAGAGAGUUUUGGUUCCAACCGCCGUGUCUUUGUGAGACGCAGAGUAGGGGAACGAAUGAUCUCUGCAUGUGUAGUUCCCACCGUAAAGCAUGGAGGAGGAGGUGUUAUGGUGUGGGGGUGCUUUGCUGGUGACACUGUCAGUGAUUUAUUUAGAAGUCAAGGCACACUUAACCAGCAUGGCUACCACAGCAUUCUGCAGCGAUACGCCAUCCCAUCUGGUUUGGGCUUAGUGGGACUAUCGUUUGUUUUCCAAAAGGACAAUGACACAACAAACCUCCAGGCUGUGUAAGGGCUAUUUGACCAAGAAGGAGAGUGAUGGAGUGCUGCAUCAGAUGACCUGGCCUCCACAAUUCCCCGACCUCAACCCAAUUGAGAUGGUUUGGGAUGAGUCGGACGGCAGAGUUAAGGAAAAGCAGCCAACAAGUGCUCAGCAUAUGUGGGAAAUCCUUCAAGACUGUUGGAAAAGCAUUCCAGGUGAAGCUGGUUGAGAGAAUGCCAAUAGUGUGCAAAGCUGUCAUCAAGGCAAAGGGUGGCUAUUUGAAGAAUCUCAAAUAUAAAAUAUAUUUUGAUUUGUUAAACAAUUUUUGGGUUACUACAUGAUUACAUAUGUGUUGUUUCAUAGUUUUGAUGUCUUCACUAUUAUUCUACAAUGUAGAAAAUAGUAAAAAUAAAGAAAAACCCUUGAAUGAGUAGGUGUUCUAAAACUUUUGACCGGUAGUGUAGACUCCUAGUGGUAUGUUUUAAUAUGUGUGAGCAGCUUUGAUGCUGAGGAAGACAUUUUUUACAGUAUUGUGUUCACCAUCACAAUGUGCUUUCAUUUUCUGUCUCAGAGUGAGGCUGGUGGAGAGAGGAGCCCCUCAGAGUCUCCCUCUGAUGGAGUCUGGCAAAGUUAGUCUCCCCUGAUGAAUCCACACACAUUAAAUGCCCUUUGUGCUCAGAUACAAGAUGUGUUGUUAUGGGAGUUUGUUGUUCACCAUCUGUCUGUCUACUCUAUCACUCUCUCUAGAUCUUACCAGGAGUCAGGGUGAUCAUCGUGAACCCAGAGACCAGAGGACCUCUAGGAGAUUCCCAUCUAGGAGAGGUGAGAGGAGAUCAGAACACUAAUAUUAGAGUGAAAAUGUCAACAUAUGGCAUAGAGAAAAGGAUGGGCAUUAUGAAGGGUACAAUUAGGAAAAACUCCUAGCCCUAUCAAUAACCAACAGUUCUCCUCAUACAUAACUCUCCUAUUCCAUCCUUAACUGUACCUUGUCCCCUUCUCUGCUGUCUGUCAGAUCUGGAUCAACAGCCCUCACAGUGCCAGUGGCUACUAUGCCAUCUAUGGAGAGGAGAGCCUGCAGGCCGACCACUUCAACACCAAGCUGAGCUUCGGAGACCCCACGACCCUGUGGGCCAGGACUGGCUACCUGGGCUUCGUCAAGAGGACUGAGCUACUGGACGCCGCUGGGGGUGAGUGGCUGGGCCUGGUCAGGGCUAUGGAGGCUAACGCUAAUGGCUAACAUGAAAAGGGAUGGCUAUGGAUGCUAAUGUUAUUUGUUCCCGUUUUUUUUUUAACAAUACUAAACACACACAUACAAAUGGCAGCAUACAAACACACACAAACAUCAACGACAUCACCCUGCCCAGACCCACCUGCUCACACCCCCAUCCAUCUCCAGCGCCCGUAUCACUCUCUGCCACAUGGUCUCAAGCGGCACCAUUUUGUUUCUCUCCAUCGCCCACACACUUUCAACAUUUAGAUAGUAAAGCAUUUGACCUAUCCAUUGUAUUAACGAUGGAGGAUUGGUUGAUUUUCCCGUUUUUAAGUAUAUGUUUUUCAAGAUGAUUGACAAGAAAAGUAUUGUCCAACCCAUCAGGUAUCUCACUGCACCCUCAUAUAACAUGUCUUGAAAUAUACAGACAGACUGAUUAAAAGUACAUUUACAUUGUAAUACUUCUGACAGCCAACUUUCUAACUCCGCCCAUAACUUCUGGACUUUAUAGCAUUCCCAGAAGGCAUGGAUUGAGUCAUUGUUAGUUUUACACUUAAGACAUGACUGCCGUUGUGCUGUAGAAUUUGUGAAUUUUGUCUCUUGAAUAAUACAUUCUAUACAUUAGUUUAUACUGGAUUAAGCAUACAUUUUAGUUAACUGUAAUUUUGUUAGUUAUGUUCCAACAUUCCCUCAAUCUUGUGCCAACAUCAGUUAUUUUUAAGUCUUGGUUCCAAUAGUUUAUAUUUUUUUCCAAGAGAUUGUCAGUUGGAUAUGCUCUCUAAGGUUUUGUAUAUCUUACCUAUCAUAUGAAUAUCAUUUUCUGACUCAAAUAGGAUUCCCUCAAGAUUGCUCUGAUUUUCAAAAGAUUUCAAAUAGACAUUUCGUGAUACGAAACUUUGAAGUUGUAUGUAUUUGAAAAUAUCUACAUUGGUCAGUCCAAAAUUGCUUUUUAAUUCUGUCAUGGAAAUAAAUAUAUUUCCUGUUACCAAGUCAUUUAUGGUUUCUAUGCCUUUAGUUUUCCAUGGCGACCAAGUUAUCGGUGAAUUCUGAAACACUAUCCAAGGAUUGUUCCAUAGGGUUGUGUUUUUACGGAAUGAUAUUGGUUGUUGUAGAAUCAGUUUCAUUUUCUUCCAUAUUGUUAUUGUUAUGAAGUUGUUAAUGUUCUUAGCUUUAUCCUUUGAAAAUAGACACGUGAAAAGAUUCUGGGGAUGAGCAUGCGGAUCUUCAAUAUGCACCCAUUAUUCCUCCUUAGUGUAUUUAACUAUAUGUCACAAGUAAAAGCCUUGGGUAGCGAGUUGAUACAAUUCCAAGUCUGGAAGGUUAAAACUACUGUCAGACUUAGUGUGGUGAGUGAUUUUUGAAGGAGUCAGGCGCAGGAGGGUAAAUCACAGAAUAAAAGGGUUUAUUCUGAAAACACAGCGGUACGCAGCAAUGCGUCAAACACUCCAGUGCGUAAAUCAGGCACACUGGAAAACAAGGCACACGGGUGAAAUAGGUGUGUGUAAUAAACAAGACAAAACAAAUGGAAUGAUGAGAUGAGGAGCGUCAGUGGCUAGAAAGCCAGUGACGAUGAACGCCGAAGCCUGCCCGAACAAGGAGAGGAGGCAGCUUCGGAGGAAGUCGUGACACUUAGGAAGAUGUAAAACUUUCCUUUUUAUUCUAUGAGUUUUAUUUGCCAAUAUAAAGUCUGUUAUGACCGAGUAUACUUUUUAAAAAGAAUGUCUUCGGUGGGGUAAUUGGUAUUACUAAGAAUAAAUAUAUAAACUUUAGGAGUCAUGCCAAUCUGAAGAGGUUAAUUCUACCUGUAAGAUUUAUGGGAAGAUUGUUCAAUUGAAUUAGAUCUGCUUUCAUAUUGUUAAGUAAUGGGAUGAAGUUAUCUUGAUAUAUUUGUUGUUUGCCGUCACUUAUUAAGCAUCCUAAGUAUUUAAUAUUUUUUGUGGUCCACUUAAAGGAUUGCUGUAGAUCAUGAGUUAUUAUUUUUAUUUUUCCUAUUGCCAUUAUUUAGUUUUUUUUGGUCAGGAUUAUCAGGAGAUCAUCUGCAAAUAAGUUUAGUUUAUAUUCAUGUUUACCGGUACUAAUACCUUUUACGUUUGGGUCCUUUCUUUCUGCAAGCGGUUCAAUUGCCAGUGCAAGCAGGAGGGGGGAGAGAGGACAUUCCUGUCUUGUGCCCCUUUCUAAAGCAAUUUCAUCAGAUAAUGUAUUACUUGUGUAUAUUUUGGUUUUAGGACAUUUAUAUAAUAUGUUUAUUACAUUUUAUUAUUUCAGCUGGAAAGUUGAAAUCUUCUAAAGUUUUUAAUAGAAAAGGCCUUUCAAGAUGGUAGAAAGCCUUUUCGGCAUCAACAGCCAUUUUUGAUAAAUCUAUAUCUUGUUUUUUUGCCAUUCUAUUGCUUAUGAGCUUGGUUAUUCUUUUAUUGUCACAAUUUAUUAAACUUAUGGGUCUGUACUCAGCAGGGGACUCUCCAGAUUUUACUGGUUUUAAUAUAACUGAAAUAACUGUUUGAUACAUGGAACUAGGAAGCACUGAAUUGAGUAACGUGUGUUACUAUGGAUGCUAAAGCUAAUAGAUAACAUGAAAAGGGAGAUAUACUAGGGAUCCAAUGAGGUCUAAAUGAGCUAUCCCACCAUUCCCAGUAUUCAGUAUUGUUUGCACCUCUGUCUGUCUCCCGAUCUGCGGUCAGAUCGUCAUGACGCCCUGUUUGUGGUGGGUUCCCUGGAUGAGACUCUGGAGCUGAGGGGACUGCGCUACCACCCUAUCGACAUCGAGACAUCUGUGUCCCGGGCUCACCGCAGCAUUGCAGAGAGGUCAGAACACUGGGGGUCCCAGGAAACCUUACUAUUAUCCAUUGGUUUGUCUGUGUUUUCAUAAUUUGAGUGAGGUGUGUGUGUGUGCGUGCAUGUGUGUAGAUGCGCAUGUACGCAUGUAUCUUAGUCUGACAUUUGAUUAUAACCCCUUUCUCUCCUCUCUCUCUGUGUGUCCCAUGCAGUGCGGUGUUCACAUGGACCAACCUACUGGUGGUGGUGGCUGAGCUGUGUGGCUCAGAGCAGGAUGCCCUGGACCUGGUGCCCCUGGUCACCAAUGUGGUGCUGGAGGAGCACCACCUCAUCGUGGGCGUGGUGGUCAUCGUGGACCCGGGGGUCAUACCCAUCAACUCCAGGGGGGAGAAACAACGCAUGCACCUCCGGGACUCCUUCCUGGCUGACCAACUGGACCCCAUCUAUGUGGCCUAUAAUAUGUGA